Messenger RNA from Xyrichtys novacula (pearly razorfish), 76427 nucleotides. Lineage: Eukaryota; Metazoa; Chordata; Actinopteri; Labriformes; Labridae. The record is from the annotation of a GenBank genome assembly.
AGAAGUGUGCAGUGUGUUAACACUCUGGCAAAUCAUUUACAAGGGGGGAAGAAGUCUGAGCGCUGAUUCAAGGGAUGCUAUCUCAAUAUCUUAAUGAGAAUUUUGUCUGUUUGGUGUUUCUGAAAACACCAAAUUUUGCACCAAGUCGGGUUAAAGGGCAGUUAUGCAAUCAUGUGUUUUAGCCGAAAAGUUUGGGAUGAUGUCAUGUAAGGGUGUGGAGGGGACUUGAAUUCGACAACAGUGUGAUCAGUGCAUGUGACCAGUCCCAUGACCACGAUGUUGCAAUUAAAAAACAUCAUAAGACUUCAUCUGGCAGACCACACUGAUAUUAUCUGGAGUAUUUCUUAAUAAGGCUCGGUUAUAUCAAAGUUUUCUGGGUCACUUUUGAAACAAACGGUUGUCUUUUCUUUCUUAUGCAAGACAUUCUGAUUCGUUCCUCGCCUUUUCCCCUGACCAAGCAGUCUCCAGGACAUUGUUUCUCAGACAGCGGGAGGCAUUUGUCUGCCCGGGAUCCAGCGCAGAAUCGAUUGUGCAAACCCAUUAAGCUGAGAUCAGAUUCUUGCAUUGUCCAGCAUGUUUUCAAGAUCAGCAGAAAGAGCCACUUUUUAAAUACUUACAGGAGCUUUUAAGAGAGUCAUUCGGAGUUCAGAGGUGAGCGGAGUUUCCUGCAGAUUUAUGAGGUCCUCUGCUGUUGACAGCUUGUGGAAAACACCUGUUGUGACAUCACUGUUAGGGUGUGGCCUAAAGUGGAGCAAGCAUGAGAGUUUUGGCUUUUAGAGGUUAGGAUAGGCGGUUUGGAAAUGUUAAUGUGCUUCUCUGGAAUUUUUUUUUCGUCGCUUGCAUAACAAAAUAAGUCGACCCACCCCAGUCUGCCUUUGAAUGUUUUCCUGACACAAACAGCUGAAUGAAAACUGAAUAAAUGAAUAAAGUCUAAGAUGAAUGAGUCGUUUCUUAAGUAUGCUUGAACGAAUAACGAAACAAAGAUAAAUAUUUAAUAAAACAUUUCACGCCAAAUAAAAGUUAAUGAUUCAAUAAAGAGUGUGAACAUGUGAAAUGGAGCUUUGACAUAGAGCAGCUCAGCGGUGCAGUAUGAUUCAUUUUAUCCGACCUGAGUACUUUGUUGAUAUUCACGCCGAUGUCUUUGUAAUUCAAAACCAAAUGUAACCAUGGGGACCUCUAUGUACAUAAGUUGUGAAGCUCCGGCGAAGGUAUUAGCUGAAACAAACGUUUCUGGAUGUUCAGGGAACUGUAGACAGGCUCAAUACUUUUGAGCAUGCUAAUAGUGAAAAUGAAAACAUUUCUCAAUCUUUGUCUGCUUUUGUAGUCCACUAUCUUGGCGCACCAAAACUUCUGAGUAAUAUUGGUUAAUCCUCUCAAAGUGUUGUGUCUUCUGUCAGGAAUGCUUCAUUUCAGCUACUGUCUCUUUAAGAGCCCGCUCUCCAGGCCCUCUGGGACUUGGCACUUCUGCAGCCUCCUCCAUUGUCGCCACGCUACAAAGUAGUCGUCGUCAACGGCUUCAGAAGGGAAGCUCAGACGGCCCUCACCCCAGCCACUUCCACCAGCUCCUCCGGGGGGAUUCCCAGGCGCUCCCAGGCCAGGCGAGAGAUAUAAACCCUCCACCUGGUCCUGGGCUGGCCACGAGGUCUCCCCCCGGUGGGACAUGUCUGGAACACCUCAAACGGGAGGCGUCCAGAAGGCAUCCUAACUAGAUGCCCGAGCCACCUCAGCUGACUCCUCUCAGUGUGGAGGAGCAGCGGUUCUACUCUGAGCGCCUCCCAAGUGUCCAAGCUCCUUACCCUAUCUCUAAGGCUGAGCCCGGCCACCCUGCGAAGGAAACCCAUUCCGUCUGCCUGUAUCCGCGAUCUUGUUCUUUCGGUCAUUACCCAAAGUUCAUGACCAUAGGUGAUGGUCGGCACGUAGAUCAACCGGUAAAUCAAGAGUCUCGUGGUUCCCUAUUUUAAAUGACAUUCAAAUCCAGUCAUAGGAGUCUAGUGAGUGUUUUCUCAAAGUCAUCUAAUCCUCCACUCACUUAUUUUAAACAAAUAGAUUUAAAAGCCGUCUCGGUAGUUUUGAAAUAUACCCAAUUUACUGCUGCGAGGUCGACAUCCUCAGCGAGUUCUUCAUCUAUUAAAAAGCUCUCUGUGCAAAUGAAUGUGAGCGCAUCUAUUCUCAGCGUAUAUACCUUUCGCUGUGCUGCAGUGUAACCGUUCUGCAUCCAUUUUCUGAUUUGUUAGAAGCUAUAAAAACAGGCUUUAUUCAAUGAAUAUCCAUUUGCAUACACUGUAACGGCCCUGAAUUUGGAGUUUAUGUUCAAUCAGAUAAAACUGGAGUCAGAUGAUAACAGAUUGCGGGGGAAGUGAGAGCAUAUGGCCGAUGUAACAAAAAGCCUGACUGUCUGGGCCUGAACAUUUGCUCUCAUAACCAGUCGCUCUUAUUGUCCUCAUCAGUGUGAUUACUCUGAACAAGAUGAUUGCAGUAACUCCAUGCAUAAUGUAAGAAUUGAACAAGAAAGUGCGAUGGAAGCAUCUGCAUGAUCGUUGUCUCUUUCACUUUGGGUGAGCCGGUGCAUGAGUCAGCUGUUGCCGUUCAGCUCCGCGGCACUUAGCUCUCCUGACUUUGCAAAGACGCUGAGCAGGCUUCCUCCAAAUUGGGUCAAUACUAAAUGAAGAGAUGAAGUUUCUUCCAAUGAAAUGGCCUCUCCGAUUUUCUUCUAUCAUAGUGGAAAGUGUUGUCAGUAUUGCUCUUUGUGGCAAUCUGUCUGCAGCUAAGAGCAAAGCGCACCAGUUGGCCUUUCCUCCAUUAAUAGAGCCUCAUCAAGGCCACACAUGGAAAGCAUAUUUCACCCUGUGUUGGCUGUAUCUUGUGCUGUGUCCCGGUCACUGUUUAUGAGUGUGACUGUGGUCUGUGUUUGGGUAUGUGACAUGGAUUUCAGGCUCUACUCCGGCUCUAUAAAACGAGCUGUGUAAAUUUGUAAGGUGCUGGCUCGGUGCCCGGCGCUGCCCCGACAUCUUUACUAAACGUCACACUGAAAGCUUCACUUUGCACAUUGCUGUGGGAGUGGAGGCCGCUGCUGUCCCGAACACGACAGAUGGUGAGUGCAUUAGAUGCAUUUCACAUCCCCCUUCGUUCUUUUUCGUCAUGUCUGAAAUAGAAAUUGGCAUCAGCCCCGCAUCUGUUGGGAGCUUGAGCGAGAAACAAAAUAGUUGGGACUAAUGUCCAAGACCACUGUGUGUGGCUGAAUUACUUGUAAUUUUCUGGCUCAGGUAUGCUGCAGGUUGGUCUGGCAGACUUAAUCAGCUUUUCCUGAGCCUGUUUUCUCUCCCGCUCCAGUAUCCAGUGGAGGUUUCUUUGUCUGCCGUCCUGGUCUUUUGACUCUUUGACAGCCUGAAAAGUAGCAGGAUUGUGAGAGAAGAAUGACUCUUUGUUUGUGCCACUUGCUGUCACCGUGGAUUUGAUUGUCUCAGUAGGCAACAAGGCCUCGGACACGGCCAUUCACACGCACUCACGCGGUCACCCCCGUGGAUGGACAUUCCUUUUGGCAAGGCUCCCAGAUGGCGCUGCAGGUUCUCUGUGUGCUGCGGCCAUCUGAUGGAGUGAUUAACUGCGUCUGUGAAAGGCUGUGCAACAUCAUGACUGAGCGUAAAGGUUGGGGAUCAUUCGCACCGCUUUCUCUCCUGCUGAGUGGUCACACUAACUUUGCAAAAAUCUUCAAAAACAGGUUGAGCUGUUCUGCUUCCACUUGACGAGGGAAGGACUUCUGUCAUAUUGAAUAGACCAGUCAAAUAAGAAUCCACCAACUGGAUUUCACAUGUUUUCACAACUUCUUUAAGAUGUCAAACAAAAUGAAUAAAUGGAACAGACCGUUCUGGAGCUGAUUGAUCGACGACAUGGCUGCACACCUUUAUUCAAAGCUCUCUUAUCCCUAAUUUUGGCUGUAACAGGAAAUGUGUCAUAUUUGCUGUUGUUUUCUUCUUCUGCAAAAUGAUGCUACUGCUGCAGAGAAAACUGCAAAACUGCUCUCAAAACCGGGAAAGAAAAGCUCAGAGUAACUCAACCAUCUAAAACUAGACUUAAAGGGAUAUUCCAGCCUAAAUUUCAAGUAAGGGUCAAACACACCGCAACACCGUGUUAGACACCCCCUCGAGAGAUGAAUGUUGCCGUCUGCUUGCUUCUCUAGUUCAACUCUAGUAACGACCACACAAUAGCAAAACACAGCGGACUACGUCUUCAUGCACAAACCUCAACCAAAACGCCACUCUAUAGCCACAAAUAAUACUCAUAGUGCUGCAGUCUGUAAUGGACUGGCCUGAGGUCUCGCUACAAACAAGCGGCUGCUGGAAGAGAGUAGGUGAGUUGUGUUUAGUCUCUUUGCUAAAGAAAUCAGGCAAAGUUAAAAAGAUGUUUUGUGUCCAGUACUAUGGCUGGGUCCCUGUAUGUACUGUUGAUGAAGUGCUGUUUUGAGCAUUAUUUGUGGCUAUAGAGUGGCGUUUUGGUUGAGGUUUGUUGAUGGCUCCUCAGACUGCUGUGUAUUGCUAUCAUGCGAUCGUUACUAAAAUUGGUAUAACUAGAGAAGCAAGCGGUCGGCAAAAUUCAUCUCUCAACGGGGUGUCUAACUCUGUAUUACGGUGUGUUUGAGCUUAAAUUAAUUUUACGUCGGAAUAUCCCUUUAAGACUUCAGGAGACUGCAAUUAUAAUUUAGACAAAUUGGUCAGAACAAACUUUUGGAAACUCAAAGUUUUGUCUGCCUGACUCCAGAGACUUGAAAGGUUAAACAUUGUCAGACUGUGACAUCACAUGCCUCUACUCUGGGGAAUUAGGUCAAACAGUGAAACUGUGUCAAUACUUGCUCUGCGGUAACCAAGGAGAAGUCUCGGUGAAAAUGUCUCGGCACUCUGGACUGUCAGCACACAGACCUUCACCACAGUCAUUUGCGCUCCCAUGUGCUUAAGGAUAAUGAACUCGGGCUAAAAUGGUAGAUGCUUAAAAGAGAAUGGCUUUGGAGCCACAGGCUUAGUGACAGGCUGUCGAGCAUCCAGAGGCAGUCUCAUUAAAACUGUAUUUCAGUGUUUUAUGACAACGCUUACAACCGAUGUCACAUCCAUUAAGGACGAGUGGUAGUUGGAGAGUCACAUCAUCUGGAAGGUGACCGAUUUAAUCCGAGCCACAGCUCUCCACGAAGGAGCCUCUGAGACCCUGAAGGCGCGUCUCCUUUGGAAUCAAGUUUCCACGUCUCUUAAUUGAUUUGUUUUACCCUUUCUGAAUGGUUUAAUUAACCUAAACUUAGAUUAAAAUGCCACUGAAGGAGAAUCCUCAGACCCUUUAUCACCACUAGUUGAACUGGAAGUAAUUUUACGAGUCUUGGGAAAUGACAUUUUCCCAAACGGACAUCUUAUGGCUGGUUGCACACUGUUGGUGGCAGACGCAGCGGUGCAGAGGUCUGCCAGCACAAACACGACUCUGCUGCACAGCGAAACAAUCGUUGCCUCUCUCGCUUUGGUAAACAUUUAUGAGUGAAGUACACAAACGUAAUGGAGCAAGUCAGCUGUGGAUGGAAAGAUAAUGUGGCGUUUAAUUCUUGCUUAGCUGAGUAUUGAUGUGAUGCCUCGUACAGAAUACUUGAAUCAUGUUCGCUUUAAGCAGGAUCUGAGAGGGCGGAUUUUAAUUUCUGCUCAUAUUCAAACAUCAAUAUUUAUGCUGCAAAGAUCCUUUUCUUUUUUUUAGUUUGACUUGCAUGUUCACAUGAGAUGAUUCUCCUCGUUUUAUCUCCAGUCUCAAAGCUGAACAUUUAGCUCUCAGACACAUUUUUGCAGUCGAACAAAAAGGCUCGUUGAAUCAUAAACGACUUUGUGUCUUGGAUGUUUCUUUGUGAGUGGUGAUUCAGAGUGAGCCAUUUCCUUGAAAGCAUAAAAAUCUUGAACAGAAUUAAAAGCCUUUUUUAUUUCCAACUGUUGAGUAGACUGUUGGGUAUUCGCCAAUUUUGUCAAGAAUUUCUUUCUUUAAAAAAAAAACAUGCUGUUUUCUCUUGGAAAAAAAAAGUCUCACCUAUCACCGGUGGGUGUAAAUGUUGAAACCUACUCUGCCUUCAGACUAAUGCCCCAAAAUGUUUAGGGAUAUCUAGAAGUCAGAUUCUAGAUCAAAAUGCUCCCUUGCUCACCCCUCCAAUUGGUGAUAGGAUGGCAUAACAGGGGUGCGAAUGAGCAACCUAAGCUUGGUAGAAACGGUAACAUCUCUGUCUCUCUCUCUUUAUCUUUCUGUCUGUAGAUGUGUCCUCCUGCCUCUCCUGAGUGUUAAGCCUCCUCAGCAGUCUCUCUUUCUGCUGGUGGACUCUAUCGAUGAGGGCUGUCAGCUGGGAGAGGGGGAGCAGAGGUCUUCUCCCGGCUCCCCCAGGACCAUCGCAGAGCUCCUGGCCAGUCAUCAUGAGUUCCUGCCUCCUUGGCUGCUACUCAUCUGCUCGGCGCGGCGACAGAACAAGGCCAUCACGAAACUCUUCACAGGUGAACUGCUCUGCUUUUGUCUGACUUGGACUCUAAUUUACGAUAUUAUACCUAAAAUAAUUAAAGGGUAAUUCUGCUAUUUUUUGACCCAUAUUCAGGGGGCUUUAAGCACAGAUGAAGCUGCUGUUUCUGGUUUAGAGAAAUCAUAAAGGUCUCUGUUUGUAGGGAUCCUUUUGUGUAAUGUUGCCUAACACUGAGCGUGUUUGUGGCAAAGACGAGCGCUUAAUGUUUGAUGCACCAUAAUAGGAGAACGUUUUCGAAGUCAGCCUUUAUAUCCCUUUUUGUUGCUGCCAUUUGAAGCAAUCUGUGGAAGCAAAUCCCAAACAAACGUAAUACAUUAGCCAUAAAGAGCUCAAAGAUGUAAAAAAGGAUCCCAGUUUGGAAAUACUCGAAAUCUUUUCAUCAUGUUGCUCGUAGCAUUUUUUUUCCAGUAAAUCAAUACAUCAUUGUCAAAGUAAUUGUGAUACUUUCAUAACAGCUGAGCUGAACUGACGUGGAAAGACAGUUUGAUUGAUGAGACUGUAUUUGCACUUGUCAGUACCGCUCCACGCUUGUUUCACCUCAAUGGCAGCUAUUUCUCCGUGUUAAGAUGAUACAUUUCACCUGAUAAUGCGGUUACAAAAACCAGCCUGUGGCUGUUUCUUUUCCGUCAUGGCUGUUCCAGCGGUACGGAUGCAGAAGGCUGCUUCAACGCCACAACAUGCCUAAAGAGAUUAGGGCCAGCGUGGCAGACCUCGGGAAGGGUUGCAGCUCUCCCUAGAUGUCCAGUGACACUGUACCACACCAGCUGCUAUUAUCUCCUUGUCAGGCCGGCAGCCUACUCUGUGGUGAUGAGCUGGCAUAGCAUUAAUCAAGAACCUGCCUGAGUGGGAGGAAGUCUCCUCCGCAGACUCGCUCUGCUGUGUGUACCCGCUGUGUGUACCCUCUCUACCUUUCCAAAACCACGAAACGUGGGAGCUUCUCGCGCCCUGGCUCACCUCUUGAAACAUUACGCAAUAUCCCAGCAGUCACAGCGGUGGUUUUAUGUGCUACUCCUCGCUCAGAAGAUGCGUCAAUGUGCUACAUAUUUCACAUCUUUGGGCAAUGAAAUGGGAUGUAGUGAGAGAGGAAAACCUGCAGAUAUUCAAGAGCAAGUCUGGCAUCACUCAGCCUCCUCUGGUAUGCUGAAAGUGUCAUGUAGAUUUUUAGGCAUAGUUGAAUAAACUGAAUGCCUGUGCGGUUUACUCCGGUUGUAGUUUGUAAGUUUAGGGCUUUUUUUCACGUUUUUAGGAUGUAUUGUUUGUUAAAAGUUUUACAGAAGCCUACUCUAUCUAUUAUACCACCUGGCUGAAAAUCAUUUUAAUGGUAUGAGGUUCGAGGACAGAAGUCUAUCAUUCACUUUAGCAUGAUCUUCAGUUUUCAUAUCGUCACCCUAUAAAAAUAAUGGCGCAAGUCAUAUUUUGACGAAAAUAAGUUUUGGGCCUAAAUCAAAUCUGUCAGAGUCGACUACAUCCUUUUGCUCGCCCAUUUUCCUGUUUCCAACACACCAACCUGGAGAGAUGACCGAUGUAAUUCACUUCAACUAUCAGUAGUCAUAAUGUUAUGGCUGAGCAGUGUACUGCCUGAUACAACAAACCAGGAGAUCUAAAAUUUAUUUGAGGCAUUUUCACCAUUUUAUGAGAAAACAACCAUCAAGAGAUUGAUUUUGUCGCAGCUCUGUAACAAACACCGCUCUGAGGGACUCACUGGUUUUUACUUUUACAGCGGGUAUGAAGCACCAGCGUUUCACUGUGUUUUACCCCACACUGCUUGAAUUUCUCUGCAUUUUUCUCCAUGCUUUCCAACAUCCCUGAAAUGUUGUCGUUGUGGAAAUCCAGGUGCUUUGACCGCACAGUGAUGGAAGUGCAGCUUUAGACGUGUGCAGAUCUGAUCAGCGUAAACGGUGGCAGUAAGGGGAAGGGGUUUGGUUUGCCAGGUUUUAGACUACCAGGACUCGCAUUGAGUCUUUUGUGGGCGUCAUGCAUUUAAUUCAAACAAACCAACUGUGUUGCAAGCUGCCCACUUUAUAAUCACAAAGACAUGCCCACCCACGCUUCCCUCUCACAUCAAAGCUUGCACGUAGGUGCCCAUGGUAGAUUAGAUUCUGGAUUGGUAUCCCGGUUUAGUAUAAAGCCUCCUCACAGCAUUCUCCAAACUUUGAGCCCACUGACAACACAGACGGGAAAAGUUUUAGAUUUGAUUUCCUUUCAGCAGCAAUUUGCAUUAAAUCGUAUUUUCUGCUUCCUCCUGCGUGCGUGUGCGAGUGAACUGUCUGCCGUGUCUGGCUCGAACUGUAGAUUUAAAUUGUCAGAUUUUAUUUGCAGUUGCACAUAAAGUUGACAGCAGAGUCACCAGGGGAAUAUAUAGCUGUGUUUGCCAUGGAUGGAAAUGGUAAUGGGAGAUUUUUUAUCUGUAACUUGCUUCAGAGUGUUUCGGGGAGUUCUCUGAUUGCUUGUUUGCUCUCUCUCCUUUUAUGUCGAGCUGUCUGUUCUCGUUGUUUUUGAUACAGUUUGAAGGGAAUUUCAUCUUGGACCAAUCUGAUAAACAGCAGUUAUCUUCUUUCUUUCCCUUUCUUCCCUUCUUUCUCUUUUGUUGAACCGGCUCUCAUCUCUUUCCCUUUUUUACUGCGCCUUUGACAACGGCCAAGCUUUUGUAGAGCUUUUAUUCCGAUUGGCCAGUGAUGGCUUUCUGUAAACGAUUCCUCUUUCUGAACGGAGGAACAGAGCCAGACUCGCACAUCAGAUGUGAUGCCCCCCAUUUGAACGCAGUGAAGGACAUAUGUGAUUAGUUUUUUUUUCUUUUCCCAUGCUCUUGCUUUUAUUAUUUGGAUCCUAUUGAGUUUGUGCAUUGAGAUACUCUAACAGACCCACAAUACGCCUCAGCCUCUCUCCUUUGUGGAUGCUUUUAGCAGCGUCUUUGUUUUGUCUACAUCCAAUCAUCCGCUUUUAGUUCAGCACUGGAAAUUCUUCUGCCACACUGGCUUCCUUAUACCCCCACACAUAUACACUGGUGUAGACGGGCAGACAAAUACAUCCACCCUCUAUUAGUCUGUAUUAUGAAUAAAGGAAUCCAAAUAGCCCUUCUGUCUGAAGCAAUUGACUGCAAAUAGACCAUGAGGACUUCAGAGUAUGAAAUCGAGGCCAAGUGUCCCCUAAAAAUAACCUCCAUAUUGUUUACAAGUCAGAGAUGGCGGUGACCUGCCAAAAGACUCCACUUUCAUGCUCAGUGCGGAGCCAACUCCAGUUUUAUACGAGUGGCCUAUUUUGUCUGGGGUGGAGGUUGUGUGGGUUUCCCUGUAUACUCUGGUCUGCGGCGAUGGGAACACUGUGGUCGUGUGAAUAUAGUGUCCAUAAAGUUUGAAGAGUGACCUUCAACCAGAGGGUCACUCUGAAGAGAAAUUGCUGGACCAGAAGACCGCGCCAAUCCUUUUUUUUUUUUAAGUAUUUGAACUUUGUCUGCCUUCUGAGUCGUUUUUUUAAGAAAGAACAAAACUUUUAUACUUGUCAUCCAGAUGAAUUUACAAUCUCCGUUCUGUGGGAGCCGGGGUGCGAUGUUAGAUGCUGACAAAAACAGGCUGAUGUUUGCAAACCAGGAAAGAAUAUAAUCAAUCGAAAAGACUACAAAUCAAACAUUGAAAUGGACAGAUGUUAAUGUGACAUAACUGUGCAUAAAAAGAGCACCCUAGAGAGGCUGUGUCCCAGAAGUUAAGGUGGAAAGAGGUGCAUUACUCAGGGACUGGGUUAGCAAAUGUUCAGCAAUCACAGAGUACUGAUCCCCCUAAAACUGCAAAAGACUCCAGUGUUUUAUUACCAAAGGGACAGAAUUCCUCCAAGAGAUCCAAAGAUCAGGAGAAUUUUAGGGACAAAGAUGUAUCAUCGGUUCUUCAUACAUGGCUCUGUUGUGGGAAUCACUGCAUGGGUUCAAAAUCCUGCAUCCACAAAUGCAGGUUAAAACUUUAACACGCAAAGAGGAACAAUCCAGACUACUUGUGAACUGUGACCUUCUUUUCGGGACUCAUGGAUACUCAGUCCCUGCUCUUAGGAGCGGGUAAACCUGGUUUGUUGCUAACACACAGCUCACAUAAAUGCGGAAGAAUAUAUACACGUUCUGGGGCAACUUCUGCUUCCAUCCAGAUAAUCUGUUUUUCAGGGAGGACCUCGCAAAAUACAUAAAAAAGAUGACAAACUACAUUUUGCUAAUAUUGACUCAGUAGUGGAAGAGUCCAGGUGCUAAACUGGAAUACCUGCAGUGCUGUUUCGUCUUUGCAGUUCAACAUAGACUUUAAAUUAUUCGCAAACCGUCAAAUUCUGUCUUUAUCAACAUUAUUCAAAGCAGCCCGACUCUUUAGGUAUCAGGGCUGUGAUUCACUCCAUUCUGGCACACUCUGUCGGUAUCAGAGACCUGGUUUUCCCCCCCGAAGCAAAAUAUCUAAAUUCCUCUUUCCUUGCUCAAAAUGUUUUUCCUCGUGUCUGUCUCACGGAGGAAUGUGCUUUGGGAAGUUUUCAACACCUCCGAGACCGAGCAGGAAGAAGGAGGCAUUCUGACUUCUGCUGCAGAAUGACUCGCUCGCAUCCGCUCGGCUAACAGCCUCACAAACAAAGACUGUUCUGUUUGUGAGGAGGAGUACAGAAAUUUUUUUUUUGCAGCGUAUCCCUCUGGCUGACUCACAUUACGCGAUCACUCGGCUUUGAUUAAGACUCCGUCUCUGUGUGUGAUAUUUGAAAUUGACUAGAAGUGGACCUUGAGAUGGAAAUAAACACGGGGUUAUCCUGAAAUCAGAGUUAGUCUUUUGCUGUGUUGCUUCUUUAUGUCCCCAGUGACAGCAGACCUAUGGAGAGAAGCUCGCUCCAUACCCCCCCCUCCUCUGCUGUGCUACUGUAAGGCCAUGAUAGGGGUAGCGGAGUGGAAACACUUAGGCAGCGAUUUUGGUUGGGAGCGGGAUAGAAUCUGUGCCAAUUUAACAAGGCCUCCGGCAGAAGGGAGCGCAAGGGAAAGGGGAAAGACGGGGCGGGUGGAGGUGGGAGACAGGGGGUUGGGCUUUUAAAUAGAAACAGCCUCUCAGACAUGUAUUUCUCCAACAGCUUCUACCUCAACCUCUCAUUAUUUUCUUAGCGUGUCCCGAAAUUCUGCAGAAACGUCUCCAAUAAGCUCUUGUUCGACAUUUUCUUCACUUUUAUUUUGUUAGGGGGUACUUGAGGACGCUCUUUGCAUCCAUUGCAUUGUUUCUUAAAAAUAUCUCCUCACUUAUGGUCUCAUUAAAAUAAUUACAGACUCAUUUGAAACAUAAUCCCCCUCAUAGCGUUUGAUCCAGCCUAGUGUGUGAUCUUUUUAUCGUGGUGAGGCAUCACUGAACUGUAAUGGCUACCAUCUGCCCGAUAUUGUUUGUGCUGCAUGCUUGUCAAAGUCACUCUUUCUCAAGUGGUAAGAAGGGGAAGUCAGUGUCCUGGAGGUAACGGAGAGGAGAGCGUGGAGCACUUGGGGGCUUGUGUACAAAGUGAUAAGAGCUUUAACUUAUGUUUAUUAAUUUCCCCCUGAGAGGAGCGGUGGAAGCACAGGAACAGCACAAAACUGCUGAGUAUGUCCGCACUGACCAUCCUCUACCCUGAUAUUAACAUAACAUUUAUUAUUAAUGAUGCUUCUUGUGCUUCAGUAAGCACAUUAACAUUCACCUUUUUGCUUCCACUUGAUAUUUUUGCCCUUUUUGGCGUCUUUCACUGAGAACAGACGCAGAAAUAUCCUGCUGGCUUACUUUGCUGCUGUUAAAUGAAGCUAUCAAGUCAUACACAGCCACAGUUCGUUAACUAUGACAGAAAUGCCGCGAGUUGAUGUGACAGAACCACCACUUAGCCAUGCAUUAAGUCAUGCAGUCAUAGCUUUGAGAGCAAAUUAGGGCAUUUCAUCUGCAAGACAACUUCCCACUAUGAUAUUAUUGUGAAACUAUUUGUUUCACCCUCCGUCAUUCAGAAACUAAGUGAAAUUAAUAGUUUGCAGAAAGUCUGGCGUGUGCCUCUACUUCUGGUACUGUUUAGGUCGGCACAAUGACUGUCACGUGUGCUGGUUUCAUGUGCAGGGGAGAUACAAAUCAAGACUUGAGAGGCUGCGCCCACUCAGUCUCAAAAAUGGUCUUAACUGCAAAAUAAGCUUCUUCUCUUAAUAUGCUUUCGUAGACAGCUCUGAUGGUCAUGUGGAGACUAUUUUGAGCUCAUAUAUUCACAUAAUAGAGCUGGCCAUCAACCGAAAAUUUACUGAUACCGAAAUAUACUAUAACCAACGUCACUUUGUCCAUAUCGGUAAAUUGGGUGUCGAAAAAUUUAAAGUUUAGGGCUUUUUUUGUUGACAUUUUUAGGAUAUAUUGUUUGUUAUUAAAGUUUUAAAGAAGCCUUCUAUAUUAUUUAUACUAUCCGGCUGAAAAUCACAUUAACAGUAUGAGGUUUGAGGUCAGAGGACAGAGGUCCACCAUUCACUUUAGCAUGAUCUGCAACUUUCAUAUGCUCUGCAGUAGGGCAGGGUGAUAAAGCGCGAAAAUUUACCGAUACAGAAAUUUAUGACAAUAACCGACGUCAUUUUUCAUAUCAGUAUAUUCAGUGUCAAAAAAAUAAAAGUUGGUUUUGGAUAUGUGUAGGUAGACUAUGGUCUCAUGUCCCUUUUAAGAUGCUGUCCUACAUCAGAGACGUGACUCCACCCCAUCCAGUCUGUAACAAAGAGGGAAAGACAGGUGAGGAGAUGGAGGACAGUUCAAAAGUUGAAGCGGCUGAAGUAGACGAAGUUAAUGUGGGAGGGGGUAAGCAGCUUGUGGAGUAGUUAUCCAUUUAUCGUUAUUAAGGUGAACUGAUCAAUAUAUCCUGAUAUUGAUUUGAGGCCAGAUCACCCAGCCCUAUCACAUAGUCAUAUUCACAUGGCCUUUGGUGGACAGAGGGGAAGAAUUCGGUGGGUUGGCAAAUGUUUCUUCAAAUUCCAGUUCCUGAAAGAUUAGAUGUAAAGCGCGCAACACAAACAUGGCAUCCGUAGCCCGUCAUGGCAGCCAUAACAAUUAAAAAACAAGAGCUGGAUGAGCCCCUGCUGUCAUCAAGGUGUCCUGUUUGGGAACACUCUGAUUUCUUAGUGAAACACAACAGUGAACAAAGAAAAAACAUAAAAACAGAGCUCUCUUUGGUAGAAACAGCCUCUUUUUUGCUGUUUUUUUUCCUGGUAGAUCAAAAGUGAUUUGAUGGUAGUAGAUCUUUGAUCGGUUUUGUGUGAAUACUGUUUGUUAGUCCCUGGUAUCCAUUCCAUGAUGAUAGGUAAUCAUGUAAUCAAGGUGUUGCAUAUAGCAGGUACUAACAGCGUCUAUCCUGACCUUUCUGCAGGUGUUUCUUUGAUGCAGCAGGAUGGCGUGCAUGUCUUUCUGAACCUCACAGCACUACAUCUGAAUUUCCGGCAGCUGUUGCUCUUGUUUUCUUCUUUUUGAAUUAAUGCUCCAAUGGGAAGCAAACAGCCCUGAUUUUUAAUGCCUGAAGCUGGAGUUUAGGGGGAGGAGUCAGCAUAUAGGCAGCAGGUCAUUUUAUUUUUGUGAAAAGGCCCCACUCAAGCAUGUUGAUGGUGAUGCAAAGACUAAUUUGGCCACAGGGGGCGCCAAAAUUGACCCAUAAUGAAAGUUCCUCACAGGAGCUUUAAUGCAGUUCAUUCUUCAUCUUCUGUUAUGUGACUCAGUUAGUAAACAGUGAUCAGACGCGCUACAGCUGCUGUCUUGCAGAAGAAUGACGUUAAAUCAAGCGCCAUUAAAACACAAUGGGAUGUGUACUUUUAAGAUGAGCAAAUCUUGUCGUGAAGUCGUUUCAAAAAUCAUAAUCCAACCCUGUUCAGAGAACAAUAGUCAAACAUAUUAAGAGUAAUUGAUUCAUGCAGUUCGAUCACACGAGCUCUUUAUAAACAAGCCAAAGCUGCUGCGUUUGUGCACAACUUGUCUAAGCCAUCUGCUGCAGCACUCAUGACUCAUAGAUGGACCUCCAGAGGUACCAGUGUGUGUUUUUUUUAGGUUGAGUCUGUGCUCAAAGGGCAUAACAAAGAUGUCAGCGCCAGUCUCAGCCCUUUGAAAGAAAAGUUGAAUUCUGUAUAAAUAUAUAGAGAGAUUUUGCAAGGUUUAUUUAAGAAUUGUACAUUUAUCAAGCACUUUAACGAUAUAGAUUUCCUCAGAACUAAGACAGAGACCCUGGCAGAUAAUGCAAUCUCCCCCUACUUUACCUAUAAUGCGAAUAAAAUACUUAGUCUAUUUCUGUUUCUCAGCUCGAAGCCCUGCAAAGGAAAAUAAGGCACGUUUUCAGAUUUGAGAUAACCAGAAUGAGGAGAGAAUCACCUCUCGCAUCUCUCCUCACGUGUGGCAGCAUGUUGUGACUAAUCUGUGACUACAGAAGGAGGUAGAUGACAAUGAUAAAGCUCAGUCUGUGAACACAAAACAACACCUCAUGAAAGCUGUAGUUAGGAGCGAGGGAUGCGGAGGAACGGAGAAUAAGGAAAGAUUUGUCGUAUGCAAUGCCAGGAUUUCUAAUAAUAUAGCAUCAGUGUGUUUCUGUACUCGUGAAAGAUAAUAGGUCCUGUUAAAGCAACCACAUUCCUGCUCUGUAGUGUUACUGCCGCUCUAAUUAGAUUGAUUCCCACUGUCAUAAAGUGCGUUAUUAUUUCCAGUCUUUUCUGAAUUUACUUCCAGUUGGUCAGAGGGGGCACUUGGCAGUUUUGAGGGGGGAUGGACCAGCGAGAGACUUGGAGAAUAGCCACGAAAACCUCACAUAAAAGCCCGCCUCAGUUAUGAAUCACAGCUGUAAUUAAGUCAGUGAUAUUCCUGGCUCAGUCUGAGGAAUGUUACAGGAGCGUGUGGCCACUUUCAAGAAGACACUCAUCCCGUGAGGAAUUUCGAUAGAGGGGUUUACUCAUUUCCUUCAGAGAUGACACAUGCUUUGAGUUUUUCACGCUGCAGGUCGGAGCUGUUCUAUGAGAAAGAGCUGCGCUUUAAGGAAAUUAUGCAGCUCCAGGGUGGGCCUGAGUUUUUGUUUCCUGUAUUUGCAAGAGCGGUAGCCCACCCUGGCAAGGACUUGAACCGCAUCUCCCACCUCCACUCUGCCCGCCCGCUGUGAAAGGAGCUUUCUUCACAGACAGAACUGAUUUACCACCGAUGAUCACAACUGAAAGGAGCAGCCCUGUUCAAAGCACCCGCCCUCCUCCACCUCUCUGAGCGUCCCCUUUGUGACCUGCGGGUGAAUCUGACACAAGGCGUGAUCGUUCCUCAGCUGGAAGGUCAACAAAACUCUUAACAUCUCCCUGGAUGUGUGUCUUCUUUUGUGCGGACUUUCUAUUCGGUCAGACGAGACCUCACUGGAGGGACCUCAAGAUCUCCUGGCCGACUGACAACACAAACACAGUUGUAAAGCAGCGAGGAUGGUUUAUUUCUUCAGGGCUGCAGGAAUGCACCCUGCAGACUGAUAAAGACGGCCCUGCUUACUGGCUUCCCCAGUAAAUGACAUUUAGUGGCAUCAUUUAGACGAUUGGAUGUGUGUCUUUAUGAAAACAAAAGAUUAAUCGGAGACUUAACUAUGAAAUAAAAUCAGAGUUUUACGAGAGGAAAGAUGCCAAGAGCCAUUUUCAGCUCUGUGAGGGAGAAGGAGUGCCAGGGCCCUGAAAUUAAGUCUUUAUUUAAUACUUAAAGAACUCUGAAACCAACUCCAACAUGUUUUGGCCAUGCGACAGCCCUCAUCAGAGAGACUUAAUAGCACAGCACUUAACCAAAGAGCACAAUCGACAAAUACUUUUUGCUACCAGAACAUAAUAAAAGCCUUCUCUACUUAGGGUUUGCAGUAUUGAUUGUACCUUCGUGCCUCAACGCUCGGGUCACAAGAGCAAGGACGACGCAUUUAAUUAGCUCAGCAGCCCCCUUUCUUGAAAUUGGCUCACGCAGACAAGCUGAUUUAUGUCCGUAUUCAUGUAUGAGUUGUCGUCUGUGAGGCUGCAUGUCGAUCCUCGCUUUGGAUGAGCUGAAGACCAUAAUCCCUGCUGAAUACUGUAAUUUACCACCGAGCAGUCUGACAGCCGGGCAAAUUACAGGUCUACUGUGUCUGAAUCUGUAACACCUUUGGAGCGACACUGCAGAAACAUGACUCUGAACAUGGCUGGCAUCACUCCUCCUGAGGUGAUGCCCCUUGGUAUGUGGCGUGCCCCUGCCAAGCCUUUACAGAAGCGGCGUAUCUGAGUAUUUUCAAGGCUUAAACACAUAUUCCAACUUGUCAGAUUUUGCUUUAAUUGAAGGUUAUUCAAAUGAAAGUUUAAUGAAAGUUGGUUUGAAUGAAUGCAGAGAAAUUCCUGGCGUGUUUUUAAAGGCUGGUUUUGCUGCAGGGUUGAAGGCCUUUAAAGUAAAGAUGUGUUUUUUCUUUUUUUUUUUCAUUCCUCACCGCCUCUUGACCUGAAUGCCAAGCAUGACUUCGCAACUACCUGAUCCCACAGCAAGCUACCGCAGCUUUCCCUCAAUCUGAAACUGUUGUCUGGACAUUUCCCCCGUGAAAUCUGCCAUAAAACGGUUCCAGACCCUUCCUGGCACUGAGCGUUGAUAGCAGAUAAUGCCUUGUUUGACUUGAUGGCUAAUAAAACACAACUGACGUGCUAGACAGAGCGGUUUCUUGAGCAGGUGAAUGGAAACAUGUGCUGGUAGGGCUAAAUGAGGUCAGCAGGAGGUCAGCCGGUGUAAUGAUGAACAAAAACACGGGCAGGGGUUCAGGAAAUUUGAUCCUGUGCAGGGCAGGGAGCUCCCAGCGCCACCAUGAAAACUGAAAAACACGGAUCUCCACAAAGAAAUGAGUUAUUAUAGGUUGGCAGGGGGGUGUAUUUUGGGGUUUUAUGGAACAUAGUGAGCACAUAAAAGUAGAUGGUUCAAAGAAAGAAAAAGGAGUUAUUGACAGAGCGAACUCUUUUCUAAUUUUGAAUUGACAGGAUCUUUGUGUCCUGGACUUAACAAUCCAUUAUUCCUCCUCUCUCAAAGUGGAACUUCCCUGGAAUUUCUCUUCUUGGAUGAAAUUUCCAGUUGUCUGCGCAGCUGUGAGGAGCUCAAAGAUAUACAGUGACAAGCCUCUGAGAGUGGAGAUCCAUUAAGGGAUGCAGUGAGUGAUUCCAUACACAUGUGGCCAGGUGCGCAGCCUUAUGAAUCAGUCUCUUGUCACCACCUUAAUGAGCUCCUGCCAUUCAGAACUGCACAGACGGUGUUUGAUACAGAGUUUGGUGCGGAGGAUCACACGAUGGAUGUCUUUUAUGCAAGUUAUUUGAUAUCGUAACCCCAAGGAUCCCUCCAUAUUUAUGUGGAUGUUUUUGAAAAGUGUGUUUGGGGUCACUGAAAAUGGAGGCUUUGGAAACCCUCCAAGGUAGAGAGCUUUUAAACAUUUACAAAGACAUUCAGUCAGAGUUCUGUGCUGGAGUUUAUGAUUUUCCAGAUUUUCAUUUUUCCCGUAAAUACAUAUCGAUUCCAAAUAUUGAUAUAUCGGUAAUCAGGAACGCCCAUGUCGUUACCUCUACAGGGCCGCUGUUAUCACUUGUGAUCAUUUACCAACACCACGUCUUCUGAUGUCACUUAAUUUUACGUUUCAACAGCCCAAAAUAUCACCCACUCAAACAUUUGUUUUUAACCAUUUUGGUGUUGCCAUGGAGACAAAGAAAUAUUCAAAAACACCUCUUGUGUGGGAAAGAUUAUUUAUUUAAAACUAAGAAUUAUCCAUUGCCUAUGUAAUCUAUAGGAAUCUAGACAUAGUUUAAAUAUAUAUUACAUUGUAAAACCUCUUACAUAUUAAAUUACAGUUACAUUAACCCGUCUGUAAGUCUCAUGUCAGGAUAAGCACCUCGACUACAUGAACGGGGGGACAAAGUAACAUUUCUUCAUCAUUUUCAACGCCUCCAAGUCAGAAUUUAGUGCUUCUAGAUUGAUGUGAAUGCUGCAGCAGGUACCCUUGGAAAAACAUGCAGAGGGACAGAAGAUUAAAUGCAUGUCUUUUACUGUCUGCUAGGUCAUUGCAGUAGAUUCAUCAUCUCCUGUGUACAAAACCAAGCAACACUUUAAGGCUCUGCAAGCUGAAAUGGUCUUUUAUUCCUGUUAGAUUUUUAGUUUAAAGGUGCAGUAUGUUGUGUUUAGUGGCAUUUAGCCGAACACACUGAGUAGAAAUGGAUGUGUUCUGUGUUGUUAUGGAAAUAUGAAAAUCAAAAACAUUUCGUAAACUUUCUAUGAGCUUUAAAGAGUGGCUGACUUAGGAUCACAUGUGCUUCUUGUGGAAAGAGUGAGUGUCAAGAGAGAGGUUUCUGCCUAUGAAAGAAUUUGUAUUGCAAUUCCUUGAUGGUAAAAACAUGGUGCAUAAUCGCAGCUUUUUGUCCUCAAAGGCCACCGUCAAACACUGACAGGAGGAGGGGCGUGUUCAGUCUAGAGUGUGACAGCUUGGAUUUUGCAGGAUAUCCCAGUAUCAUUACAUCAUUUUAGACUAGAUAACAUUACAGGGAGAAGAUAAUGGUCAUCAGUUUUGGACUUGGUGGAAAGCUUUUAAAUCCAUUGAUGAAUCAGGCUGUGAAAGAGGAAGAACACCUGCAGCUUUCAUGAUAGCUUCACUCACUGGGUCUCCUGUGUUAGGGGAAAAACCUUUCAGUGAGUUAAAUGUGUUCCUGUUAGCUCCGCCCCUCACCUCCACAGCGGUUCAGUUGCACCUCAACAGGUUUGACUGGAAACCCUCUCACCUCACGUGUGAACUCCGGCCUGUGAAGCAUGUUUGAGCAGGAGCGUUUUCAUGCGCUCUGCCUCUGGCGGUACAUGAAUUAAUUGUUUAAGUGUAAUCGUUUCAGCGUCUCGCCUGGUGGUCUUUGAGCGCGGGAGGAAAUGUAUACAGAGCACGAAAAGUGGAGCUGCAGAGUUCAAAUGAUUUUCCCCCUGCAGUUAUCUUUGAACCGUUGAGCUAGCGCCCCAUUAGACUCAAAGCUUUGUCUGUGCCUGGCUUUGUGUCUUCACACUUGUGAAUAAGCGAUAGAGAGUGCCACAGUAUCUCCACUUCAGUCAGAGAAGAAAUUGGACCGAGUAUAAACUUAAACAAAGAACGUUAACAGUGUUUGUCAAACUCUUUUCAAAAGCCUGUUGUUUGCAGACUGGAGCUGACUCUCAUCCACAUACUUGUGUUUAGGAGGUUGGCGCUCUCAUGUAUUUUGGAGCCGGGAACGCUGCAGCUGUCGAACAGACGUUUGUCGAACUGGGUUUUACUGGAGGGCUUGAGGACAGGGCAGCAGGGCUUGGGUUUCUGUUUUCUUUAUGGAUCAGAUGACCCAAGAUGGUGUCUCGCUGAAGAGAACGUGCCGAAUCAAGAGAGGCUGUCGUUGUGAAAUUCUCAGCUAGGACCUCUUAAUUCUCACAUGCUCGCACGCCGCCUCGUUUGUCAUCUGAAAAAAUUAAUCUAGAAGGCAAACAGUCCCUCUUUUGUACGCGGGGCUCUGUCUCCUGUGGCUGGUAUCCAGUUCUGUAACGAGCAGCAGCUGGCUCAGAGGCCUGUACUCGGGAGCCGCAUCCCUCACCCUGAUGAAUGUGUCAUUUGUUGCUUGUUUAGCAGUCGCUUUUGUCCAGAGUUUGAGCCAUCCUCUCUCUAACACACACACAUUAAUAGCCAGAACUCUGCCACAGUUUGUGUAGCCUACUUUUAAAGGGCGCACAAAAAAUCUAGGCCUUCAUCCCUGCUCGGUUUUUGGAAAGAAAGAAAAUAGUUCUUGGAAAGUAUUUGAAGAUUUGCUGCCAAUGUAAGUUCUUGUGUUCUUAUGUAGUACUUAAUAGCAGUUCCUCUUACACCACAGUCAUCAAAUACAGGUUGGAUGACGUCCCCCCCUGUGGUUGUUCUUGUGCUUUAUCUGCAGGAGUCAGACUAUAACAGUGCCAUGACUUCAUAGUUGACAUCCAAGCCUUAUGGAGGGAAGAGGGGCUGAAACAAUCCCUCGAAUUAAUCCAGAAACUUGAUCAUAAAAGAAAAAAAGGGAAAUUAUUUGCGUAGAGCUUUCAUGUCAAUCCUGACUCUAUGGCACAACGUAGUAACCACAGGACGACUAUCAUACAUAAGCUCUGAAUAUUUUCAUAACUUUGAUUUACCAGCAAUACAAAAACUAAAUUUCAAUGUACAAAGUAAUUUAUUUAGUGGUUAAGACAGGAAAGAGGACCCUGCUGUUUCCUCUGUACAGAUAUGCAGGAGUGUGUCCAGACUUUUUUCCCCGAGGUGGCACAACCUGACAUAGAACUUGCCAGGGCAGGCCCGUCAGUUUACACAGAUUAUUCUAGUUCCAGUCUUUUCUAACUUUAGUUCACAUAGAAAUUGUUUUCUUUCUUUGUUUCAUGAUGUCUGAAGUCAGAGUAUCUUCAUAAUCUGUGUGUCAACAGCCUCUGACUGUGUGAGAAACUGUUUAUCAUACACUUCAGCACGGAAGAACUGUCCUUUUAUUCCCUUGAGAAAAUAUUCAUGAUCAAGUAACAUCUCCAGAAUUGAGCCGUAAUGCACACUCAGUGUUUUUCCCGAGCCCUUUGAGAAUAAAACAAAUCAACAACAAGAAAAAUACUCUGCCUCACACUUUGCUCAAGUCCCUGGCAGAGUGAAACAUACAGUAUACAGUACUUUUUUUUUCUCCUUUGGCCCUCUGAAUCCUUUUUUGUCCUUGUUUUUCCCCUUCAAUGGCCUCUUCCCCCUCUGAGCGAGCGGGUUUCCUGUCUCAACUGGAGCAAACCCAGAAUGGCCAAAGAAGGAUUGGGUCCAGAAGGAGCUGGAGGACCAGUUAUAGAGUCAUAGUUGGAAUUACAGCAGAUAUCAGUUGUCUUUUUAUGCCAUACAUAUCAUGCAGAUUUGAUGCUGUGGACCUUCACGCCUGUGCAUUGUGUAUUAGCCUGUAAAAGAUAUAUAACAGGGAAUGAAAAUGUGCAUAUGCUGUUUUUGCCUUGCAGCUAAAAAGAGAUGUUCAGGAAAGAAAAGGUGGGAGAAAAUCCUACGAUGCUGAGGCUGAAUCUCAAACUUGAAUGCUUAAGUUGUAGCCAGAGGACUUUGGAGUGCACUGGGAACAAAAAUCCACAACGGGAUCAUAACUUACCUCCGAGUGUCUCUCUGUCUUUGAUUCUGAAGACACUGACAGACUUGCAAUGACUCACUUUUCAGUAUUUUCCAUGGCUCUGAUAAACAUGUUGCGGAAACAAAGGUUUUGGAUGUCUCGUUGGUAUUUGAAACGUAAAGGUGGUUCACUUUCCCGUCGCUGCCACUUCUGCUUACUGUGAAUCUGUCUCUGCUGGAAUGUCAGUGACUUUUCCAGAGCUGGAAGGGGAGCCGGUAAAGGGGGUCAUGGAGCCAGAGAAAAGAGGUUGAAGGGAGGGUGGAAAAUGCACUCAGUCAGUGAAUACAAUGAGACUCAGAAAGUGGGUUAGGGUCACUGAGUUUUCCCAAUGACUGGGAAAUUACAUAGGAAAAGGCAGGAGAGUGGUUCUUUAAGAGACAUUUAUUGACAUGAAUAUUAUGAUUGGGUAAAAGAUUAUUUUUCUAACAACCUGACCCAACCUGGCAGCUGUGUUUUAUGGUAAAACGUUGUAUUUUAGGGGAGGGGGGAGUAUGAUUAUCAUUGACAAGGGUGUGCAAUGUUGAGAAAAAGUUAUAUCUUAAAAAUUUUGAGGGUAUUUUCCUAAUAAUGAUAAUUGACCUACUUGAAUAAACCUAGCUACGAAAUCUAAUCAUGUCAAUUCUGAACACACUGCAAGUUUAAAUAAGAACAAGAUACAGCUUACAGUGUGAAUUAUGUUCAGCAUUGCUUCAUGUUUUUCAAGAAAGCUUCCUCCUGAGUCGUUUUGCACCCAGCUACACCCAUUAUUGGUUUUCCUCUUGUUUAGGUUUCAGGCUCGUAAUUUCCAUCGCUGCCAGGCUCUUGUGUUUAAUUGGAAGGUUUUCUUUGAACAUUAAUCUCAGAUUUUGAUCCAGUGUCUGUAGAGCCGUCUGUCUUUAUGAUAACCUUAACAGUAAAGUUCCAAACCCCCCAAACUUACCCCCUACUUGUCUGGAGCUUAAAAUGUUCCCAUAAAAUAUUUGACGAUGGGUAAUUAGUGCCUGUAACUGAGUCCAACCCAAGAGAGUGAUUUAUUAGAAUAAGAAACCUGUGAUUUUCUGAUUAUGUAAGGAUGUAAUUAAACAUAGUAAACAUCAGAAGUGAGAAUGCCGUCAUUUUGUAUGUUUUUAUCAGUAUGAAUAACAAUCCAGGUCUCAAGGACAAAGCAAAAACAGAUGAUUGCGAGGCACGGUUUGCACAAGCAAGCUUAUCUUAAACAAACUCAGAAGCAGGUGAUAAAGAAAACCCAUCGCCCCUUCUGUUUACAGGAUCUGUUGUCCAAACUGUCAGCGCCUGCUUGGGAACUCUCAUUAAGCAGGCCAGGUUUGUUAUCUGGCUUCCAGGUGUGGUCAGCAACAGCUCUGUGUGUGGAGUAAGAUUUCACGAUCUACCCACACAAAAGCAGGCAGAUGAACAGAGCGCUGCCUCGGGCUCUGUGACAGAGUCUGAUUCAUACUAUGUUCAGGGGAAAGUUGUGUUAUAUAAUCAAAGCAAGCAGAGUCAUUGACUGAGGAUAAAAGAACUGGAGCUCAGUUUUUAAAACCCUCAAAAUGAAGUUUUAUGCUUUUCCAUAAAAGUCCAAGCAUUAAUGGGUUGCCUAAAAUUGAAACUUUAAUUUUCUUACUUUAAAAAGGUCAAUGUUAAUGAGCUCACAUCCAUCCUGGAAUGUCAGGGUAACGUUUCCCAUAGUUGUAUUCACGAGGAAAUACAGUGGGUCAAUAACCUAGAGAGAGCCAAAGCCUCUGAUGACAUUUUUCCUGUCCCAGUAACCCUGGGAUCCAUGGGAACUGUAAGUAUAAGUAUGCAGAAAUGCUCCUCUUGCCCUGAGGCUGGUGGCCACACAGACCAUGAACAGAUUGUUUUAACAUGGAGGGAAAGUUCACUUAAUGCCCAUUAGCGGAGGCCAUUAUGGAGCCAUUUUCCACGUCUCUGAGAGGAAUUCCCAUUAAAGAUCUUUCAUUAAGACCCACUGUGAUAAUUUUUUUUCCGGAAGGAUUUGUAAAGGUCUGUGCUGAGGGCAUGGGAGCAUGUAGCAUGAUAAUAAGUGAGGCACUAGAGAGAAGUUAAACAGAGCGUUGAUGUGCUGCAGGCAUGAAAACGAUGUCUCUCUUGCCCUCUUAUGUUUAAUUCUUGAACAUCUUCAGGCCGAAUACAGAUUUAUUCCUCCCAUUAAAGCACUAAUAACUUAAACAGUUAAUGGUUGGGCUAAUUGAGCCAUCAAUCUGACUUUAGUCAGAAAAAUUACAUUUGAGUGGGCUCUGUUUGGACAGCUUUUAUUUCAUGAGUCAUUUCUUCCACAUUGUUUAGAUUCAGUCCCACUUCUUUUUUACAUUUUCUUUUGAUGGGUUUCUACAUAUGUGGCUGUUGCUGUACAUGCAUAAGCAGCAAUAUAACUAUAUUAUUCAAUUUUCAUUCCAGUCUUGUCGCCAUAGAUUUUUUUUCCUUACAGGCACACUAAAUUAUUCAAACUGCUACUGCUCCUACAUAAGACACAACAAAGUGCACUAAUUACCAUGAAUUUAUUUUCUUUUGCUCUUCAUGGACUGAACUGAUAGUGAACUCCUGCUGAUCAUGUCUGCUUCCAGGAGCCAGAGGGGUUGUGCUCUCAAUUCCUCUGAGAGGGUUUUUAGCACCACGGUGUUGCUGUUAAUUAUCAUAUGCCUUUUUUAAAGGUUGUCUUAACCUAAUUUUGCAAAGGUACAAGUUCAUUGGAUAAAUACUUGGCAUGAUCUCAAGGUCAGGCCUCAGAUAAUGACUCAGGGGAUUCUGUCCAGGAACCAGCACAUAAACCAAUUUUUUUCCUAUUUCUACAAGUAUUCUUCUCAUCUUUUUACAUUCCUCUUAUACUAGCCUAUAAUGCUUUCAUGGAAUCGUGCAGAUCUCCUUUACUUAUUUUACAUGUUAAUCAAUUUUUCUUUUGUCCCUCUCUUCUCUUUCAGGAUUCCGCAAAAUCAGCCUCGAUGACCUACGAAAGGCCUACAUCGUCAAAGAUGUGCAGCAGUACAUCCUCCACCGGCUUGACCAGGAAGAGGCCCUGAGGCAGCACCUGACCAAAGAGACAGCCGAGAUGCUCAACCAACUCCACAUCAAAAGCAGCGGCUGCUUCUUGUACCUGGAACGGGUGCUGGACGGUGUCGUAGAAAAUUUCAUCAUGCUUCGGGAGAUCCGUGACAUCCCUGGGACUCUCAACGGCCUCUACCUGUGGCUCUGCCAGAGACUCUUUGUCAGAAAACAGUUUGCCAAAGUCCAGCCCAUCCUCAAUGUCAUCCUGGCAACUUGCAGGCCACUCACGGUAAAGGAACUGUACCAUGCUGUCUGGACCAAGAACAUGACGCUGACUAUGGAGGAGUUUCAAAAAAAGAUGGACAUUCUCUCCAAGUUGUUGGUGGACGGCCUUGGGAGUACUAAAAUCCUUUUCCACUAUAGUUUCGCAGAGUGGCUUCUGGAUGUUAAGCAUUGCACUCAAAAGUACCUGUGCAAUGCAGCAGAAGGACACAGGAUGUUGGCGAUGAGUUACACUUGUCGGGCGAAGCAGCUCAAACCACUUGAAGUGCAGGAAUUUGCACUGCACCUUGUUAAUUCCAAUCUACAGAUCGAGCCAUUUAAUCUGGCUCUUUGGAUGGUUUGGAAUGGAACUCCUGCUAAAGACUCUCUGACCACCUCCAUACCAAGAGAGCAGGAAGUCCUGCAACUUCUAGUGAAAGCUGGAGCUCAUGUAAACAACGAGGAUGACCAUGCAUCAUGUAUUGUGCAACAGGCCCUGGAAAGAGAGGACUCAAUACGGACAUUACUUGACAAUGGGGCAUCUGUGAACCAGUGUGACUCCAGUGGGAGAACCCUGCUGGCUAAUGCUGCAUACAGUGGAAACCUUGAUGUGGUGAACUUGCUCAUAUCUAGGGGAGCGAAUAUGGAGUUAGAGGACAACCAUGGGCAGACAGCACUUACUCUCGCUGCCAGGCAGGGCCAUACCAAAGUGGUUAACUGCCUAAUUGGUUGUGAGGCCAACAUAAACCACACAGAUCAUGACGGAUGGACUGCCUUGCGCUCAGCAGCUUGGGGUGGACACUCAGAGGUUGUAUCUGCUCUGCUUUACGCUGGUGCCAAAGUGGACUGUGCAGAUGCUGAUGGGCGAACGGCUUUGAGAGCUGCUGCUUGGGGAGGCCAUGAGGACAUAGUGCUGAACCUUCUCCAGCAUGGGGCAGAGGUCAACAAGGCAGACAAUGAAGGAAGAACAGCUCUCAUUGCUGCAGCAUACAUGGGGCACAGAGAGAUUGUCGAGCACCUCUUGGACCAUGGUGCAGAAGUGAAUCACGAGGACGUGGAUGGGAGGACUGCUCUCUCAGUCGCUGCUCUCUGUGUUCCUGCAAGUAAAGGCCAUGCUUCUGUUGUGAGCCUUCUGAUUGACAGGGGAGCAGAGGUUGACCACUGUGAUAAGGACUGCAUGACUCCCCUCCUUGUGGCAGGCUAUGAAGGACAUGUUGAUGUAGUUGAUCUGCUCUUGGAAGGCGGGGCUGAUGUUGAUCACACGGACAACAAUGGUCGAACGCCUCUUCUUGCUGCUGCAUCAAUGGGCCACGCAUCUGUCGUCAACACAUUACUUUUCUGGGGAGCCGCUGUUGACAGCAUUGACAGUGAGGGACGGACUGUGCUGAGCAUUGCUUCUGCUCAGGGUAACGUUGAGGUGGUAAGGACUCUGCUGGACAGAGGUCUAGAUGAGAACCACAGGGACGAUGCAGGCUGGACCCCGCUACACAUGGCUUCAUUUGAGGGCCACCGUCAAGUGUGCGAUGCCCUCAUUGAGCAAGGUGCUCGCUGCACAGAGGUUGAUAAUGACGGCAGGAUACCGCUGAUAUUGGCUGCACAAGAGGGACAUUAUGACUGUGUGCAAAUUCUUCUGGAAAACAAGUCAUGCAUUGAUGAGAGGGGGUAUGAUGGGAGGAAUGCUCUCAGGGUAGCUGCACUAGAAGGUCACAGGGAUAUAGUCGAACUGCUGCUGAGCCAUGGUGCUGACAUAGACUACAAGGAUGCAGAUGGACGCCCUACACUCUACAUAUUGGCACUUGAAAAUCAGCUGGCCAUGACGGAGUAUUUCCUUGAAAAUGGCGCAAAUGUGGAAGCAUGUGACACCGAGGGGAGAACAGCCCUCCAUGUGUCCUGCUGGCAAGGGCAUGUUGAAAUGGUGAGGCUGCUGAUAAACUAUCAUGCUGAUGUGAAUGCCUGUGACAAUGAGAAGCGGUCUGCCCUCCAGUCUGCUGCAUGGCAAGGGCACACUAAAGUUGUGCAGUUUUUGAUAGAGAACGGCACCCAUGUGGAUCAUACAUGCAACCAGGGAGCAACGGCACUGGGCAUAGCUGCACAAGAGGGUCACAUUGAUGUUGUGCAAAUACUCCUUGAAAACGGUGCUGACCCUAAUCACGCUGAUCAAUUUGGACGCACGGCAAUGAGAGUUGCAGCGAAAGGUGGCCACACGAUGAUCAUAAAACUCCUGGAAAAGUAUGGAGCUACAACUCUAAAUGGCUGCAAUCCCUCCCCAGUUCACACCAUGGAAGAAAAAACACCAUUGGCUGUGACUGGUAAAAUGCAGUCCCUCACGAUUAAAUCAAGCAGCUCUGGCAGCACUGGGGCAGGAGAUCUGCAAUCGUCUGGACGUGGUCUGACUAAUGGACCCGUCCAUGCAUUCAGCUCCCCAUCAGAAUCACCUGAUUCAACGGUAGAUAGACAGAAGUCCUCCCUUUCAAACAACUCCCUGAAGAGCUCCAAGAACUCCUCUUUGAGAACCACAUCAUCCACAGCCACAGCACAGACAGUGCCCAUAGACAGUUUCCACGGACUGACAUUCACAGAACAAAUCCAACAGCACUCACUGCCCCGCAGUCGGAGCAGACAGUCUAUUGUGUCCCCUUCCUCUACAACCAAGUCCAUUGGUCAGCAGCCAUCAUCUCCAUCCAAUGACUUUGACUGGUCGAUGUUAAAAUCAGGCCUUAAGUCAACAAAGGGAAGUAAGACCGGUAAUGAUACAUCGAAUAGUAAAGGAGCGCUGGGAGACAAGAAGAAAAUAAAAAACAGUGGUUCAAUCCAAGGUCAGGUUUUGGAGUACGAAAUGACACAAUUUGACAAGAGGAUUGCCCUCAACAAAUCAGUGGCAAACAUUUCAGUGAAGGAUCCACACUGCAAAAUCAUGAUUGGUGGUUCAAUUCGGUCUGAAAGGGGACAAAGCCAAGAUCAGUACUACAUCCAGCAGCAGAGCUGUGCUGAGAAGAAGAGGAACGGUAUCAUGACCAACCCCAACUAUCACCUCCAGGGUAAUCAGGUCUUCCUGAGUAGGGUAUCAGUUCCUCGGACUGUACAGAACAGAGGCCACCAGGAUGUUUUAGAGAACUAUCCCAUUGGGGAAACUGAGCUAAGCCUUAAACAAGCCCUGAAACUGCAGAUUGAAGGAUCAGACCCUGGGUUCAACUACAAAAAGGAGACUCCAUUAUAGCCGGUAAGAAAUACUUUUCUAAAUAGCCUUUCAGUGUGUGCUCUUGUUGACAUACAUCAAGCUUUUGGCUCAGAGUUGACAUUAAGGUCAGGGUGACAGCAAUGAGACAAGACUAAGGCUUGUCUGUUCACUUAAAGCGGCUAAUAUAGAGGUUACUGGCUGACACUUGGGUGGAACCGGAUCGCGUUCAACACAACCAUAAUUAGUUGGGAUUUAAUUGCAUGAAGAAUGCCUCAAUCUGGAUGAGCAAAAUUUUCAAACCGAAUGGGACAUUAACCUAAAUCUUUCCUGUGCUUUUUCAGAUGUCUUAAUGCCAUUCAUCAUGCAGACAUUGGAGGGAAUGUGCCAAAGCAACUGUUUCAUCUGCAUCACAAAACAUCAGAUCUGUUUUCAUCAGUGGGAGACCUCAGAACAAUAUCGGGGACGAUUGUCUAGUGUUGCCCAAGGCUUAUGUAAACUGAAACAUCAAUGUGCCUACGUCUGUUACAGCUUUCUUCAUGUACUCAUGCAAACUUUCAUUUUAAUUUAAUGUAAUGCUAUUUAAUAAACAGUGUAUGCACUUUUAAAAGAGUUAAAUGACAGACAUGCAUUUGUUCUUUUCACUUUGUAACCCAUCCAUGUUUUAUCAAGAAAUGUUGGAGACAAACAUACCAAUGCUUUUGUUUUUAUUAUUUUUAUAUUAUGUUUGUUCCGUCUCUAUUUCUCACCCUGACAGCAAUGUGCCACUGAGUGCAUUGUCACAAACCACAGGACAUAACAGUAACUGAUUGCCAUGGUAUGAAUCUAAGCGCAUUGAUAGUCUGCCUUUCUAGAGACCCCAAAUAAUCUGUGUUAACCUUGAUCAGUGUGCUUACGUUGUGUGUAAUAUGUUAAUAGCUAUGGCAAUUUACUUCAUGAGUAUAUACAAGCAUAUUUAUUUUUGGAAAAAAAGCCACUUUUGCCGCAUUUUGUUUUGCAUUAUGCUCUACCAUGGUGCUGUGUUCAGAAGUUGCCUGCAGUUAUUUUGGACUCCCAGUUUUGUUGGCUUUGUGUGUAUGUGUAUUGUUACAGAUAUCUAGGAGAGAGGGAGGUUCAAUGAAAAUGUUAAAAAAAAUCAUUUUGUCCCUAUGGGAUUUUUCAUUUGCUUGUGUUUUAUUAUUUUAUGUGUACAAAAAUAUUUAAUGAACUCAUUGUGUACCAUCAGCAGAAGUUUGGUGCUAAAUGCAGCGAUUUCAAGUGAAAGCAGGGAUUUGAAGAAAUGCAUCUGUCCGAAGAGUUACUUGUAUAACCAAAUGUAAUGCAAGAAACAAAACCCGAGCUUUGUUUCCUUCUGGUCAUGUGGUUCAUUUCUAGUAAUUCUUGACGGACUUUUCAGGGGGUAUGACACAAAACAGCUUGAAAAGGGUUCAGCCAUCCAGACAACUCAUAGCUGUGAAUGGUUUUGUUUGCAAUGCAGAGUUAAAAAGCCAAAGUUGAAAUAACAUUACCCUGUGCCACCUCCCCUUUGUGAGAAGCUGAAUAUCAGCUCAACAGGACCUAACCCUGCAGGAGACAGAGGGGAGGAGGUGCUCGACUGUGUCGCUGAGGGAACCGAAACAUCUGUUUCUCAUGAACUGUGUGGAGCUGCGUUAGCGUUUAAAGGCUGUGUCAUAUUUUUGCAGGCUUUUCAUAUUGUCAACAGUGGGCUAUAUUUUGGGAUCAGAGGGAGUAGAAACCUAUCGCAUGCACAAACACUUAUAAGCCCAAGUGAAAACUCGCAGUGCCACAGUAGCUCAACUAUACGCCAUGAAGGGUCAAUGGAAGGAUUCAAGGCAGGAUCAGGUUUAGAAACAGUGUUGGAAAACAUACUGUAUAGUCUUAUGAAACAGUUCUCUUGUUUGUCUCGACUGUAUUUUGUCUGUCAUCUUUGAUUUGACUGUCAGUGAUUGGAUUGUAAAUAGCUUACCGUGUACAUUCAACUUUCAUUUAAAAAGAAUUCCUGUAUUAUAUGAAGUGGAAUUUUCUGAUGUAUAUUAAAGUGCUUAAUAAACAUAUUUGCUUUAACUGCUGAAAACUGUGUUUUUUUUAUUUCUAACCUGAUAACUGCAAACACAAACUGGGUGUAAUGUUAGAACAAGGUCGUGUUAAGAAAAAAGGUACAUGAAUGGAUGUUACAAGCUCAAUGCUAUUCAUCUGAGCUUGUACUAACUUUUUUGCUCCUCUUUUUGCCGACGUCAUCUGUGCCUAGAUCGUAAAACACCGGUGCAUCAUCAUUAUUAGUCCCUGGCAGCUCACUUCUGUUUUGGCUUUUUUAUUUGCAUCCUUUUAAUUUCGCAGUUACUUUUUUUUCUAGUCAAUUAUUUUUUUGUUUUUAUCUGCACUGUUUCUUUUUUUUAUUUGCAGCGGGCAUGGGUUUCUUCUGUUUUUAUUUCUUUUUAUUUUAUAUUUUUUAGUUUUUUUAAAUUAAUUGAUUUAUUUUUUUAUUUGCAGAAGUGGCGUUUCUCGGCCAGCAUACAGAUGACUGUAGCAGACGAGUUGGAAGUGUACAAAAUAAUAUGUAAUUCAUCAUCUUUUUCAACACAAAUUGACUCAAAUAUCGCGAGGCGCUUUAAAGUCGAUUGCCGCUUGUGACGUCAUCGCACGCGUUCCGAGCCCGCGCGCGAAAAUAACGUCGUUUUCCGGAAAUACUAAGGAGUGAACGCUCUUGCCUCAGUGGAAUCUUUGCGGGAAGCAACAGGUAAACAAAACGUAGCAAAAUGAAGGAGUGAGACAUCUUGUACUCUUACUAUCUCUGCUUAGUGUUGCACGUGCCUACUCGCAAGCGGGAAACAGGAAAAGACAACAGGACAUGGCGGCCACCAUAGCAACCGGAACUCCUGAAACCCCCGCAGUCCAGGAGGCUUUUAAUCCAAACUGUCUUCAAGAUGUCAACAUGGAGCUUUCAAAGGGGAGGCAGUCCGAAGUUAAAGCCACACUGGGUGAGUUUUUAGCUACAUAUUAGUGACCUUAAAAAUCUUAAUCCUAUCACACUGUAUAUCUUUGUCUUCCUAUCUUUUGAAACACAAGAGUAAAUUUUAAGCUUACUGUAUUAAAACUUAAUCAUUUUUUCAAGGUGAUGAUUUAAUUGUAUUUUGAGAGCUUAAAAGAGUACACUAGUCCUGCUGUUUAAAAGCUUAUCAUUGAUGAGCCCUUGAAGCAAAUGCUAGCGGCUAAAAUUAGCGUUACUGACAUGACUAUCAACUUGCAAACGGCAACAUAAACCUGUUUGGACUAACUUUAGUUUUCUGGGUGCAUCUUAGACAGGUGGCUGUCAAAGCUUUGAGUGCGGUAUUUCAAAAUAAAACACCAGAUGCAAAUUCCUGACUGUAUAUCAGUUUGUGUAGAUGAGAAAUACUUCCUGGUUCUGGAUUUAUUAGUAACACAGAACAAUCCGAUGGUCAAUCCCUGAUCCAUGUGGAGCCCAACAGGACUUUUAAUUGCUGACUCUGUCUGAAGGUAACAGCACAGCAUAAAGGAACAGAGUUUACUUUAUUAAACACGAGUUAACCUGCAAAAACCCAAACUGUAAAAUCAUGUUGCUUUUUCACAUGUAGUAGAGGCUCAACAGUCACUGAAUUAUAUCCAAAUUAGCAGGAAAUAAACCAAAGAAAGGCAAGUUUUGAUGUCUGUUUCUGUAUAUGGUUCAUAUUUACUACUGCUGCCAUGGUUCCAUUUGUUGGGCCUGUUGAACAUUUACGAUUUCAAGUAAGGGAUGCUCUGAUCAUCAUCCAUGCAGAUUGGAAGGAGGAGAAAUCUCAAACACAAUUUACACCGCAGGAUCAUCUAUCAAGAUCAUCUUUAGAUCCAUCUGAUAAACUGACGUUUGUUAGAAGGAGGAUCAGUCCCAAAAUCAGCUCGAUUAUCCUGUAGUGCGUUCCCUGCUUUAGCAUCGGUAUACCUGUUGUGAGCAUGUUGUUUCCUCUGUACUGAGCCCAGCUGACCGGCGCUGCAUUACUUUGCUGCUACGCUCCAAAUUCACAUCCUGUAUGCGAGCGCUUAAUACGGAUCAUGUCUGUUUUUGGCUUGAAGCAGUCAGUUCUCAAGUCCAACACACUUAAAAGAUACUCUACACAUAAACUAAGAUAUAUACAAAAAUGUAAUAACAAAAUGCAAUAAAACACAGUGUCUAAGAUGGAUACGACUACUAAAAUGAGGAAUGUUAUAUAACAGCAGCGGUGGGGGCUGAAAUGUAACAGCAUCGUAAAGGGCAACAUUGAAUUACUAUGUCUUACCCCAGCUCAGAAAAAAGCUGUUUAUCACCCCAUAUUUCUAGCUGAACUGCCAAUACUCCUGAACUCAAGGCAGGCUGAUUGAUCAGUCUGGAACAGAGAAGCUUGUUCUAGCACUGAAGAGCCGUUGACUUAUCGGCAUUUUUUUAAAGAUGAGAUAAUAAGAUGAUUGAGAGGGUGAAGGCAACUCCUCGAACCCCACAAACCCGCAGUGACUGAUUAUAUUUUCCCACGGAUUCCCAUUUCUGUCUGAAGGCCAUUUCAGUCACUGCAGUGAUACUUUACUCAUGCAUUGGGUCUGUGAAGCUACAGGCUAUGCAUUCAAUUCCUACCUCGCUGUUGGUUAUUUGAUGGUGGAGGGCCAAACCAGGACACUGCAGGCAGCACGACACAUGGAUCAAGCUGAAGUGGAACACAGGAGUGUGCCAAGUGCUACCACUCACCCCCCUUCCCCUCGGUUCACUCGGUUCAUCGCAGUCAAACGGGAGCUGCCAGGGAGAUCAAAUACACAGAUGGCGGUGGUUUGAGGAUCUGUUGACUUUUCAUACGCGUUUUAUGAUAACUUGCAAGAUUGCAUUCCUUUAAUUUUAAGGGCUGUAACUGGAUUCCUUUUCUGUCAUUGUAAAUCAAAUCUUAUACGGAGUUUAAAUUCAAAAGAAGCAUGAGUUUUGAUGCUUUCCAUUCAGGAGCGUUUUAGCUCGCAGGACAAAGACGAUGGGAUUGGACAGAGUUGUUGCACGGACUAAUUAGACUUAAUUGCCGGCCAUUAUCCAACAUUUCAUCAGAACAAUUCACCAGAGCAGCUCGAGAGAUCUUUGACUUUAGGACUUUGAGUACAGUCUUCUCUGCAUGUUUUGAGAGGGUGGGUGUUAAUGAGGAAACCAUCUGGUUCUGAUGUAAUGUAGUAUGUCCUGUCCAAGCUUGGAGGAUCUCCCUGUGAAGCAUCUGCCAGUGGCCACAUCUGGUUCUUCUCCACCCAUGCCCUUGUUUUGGAUACAGCACUAACAAGCUCCCACGCAAUAUAUACACAACAUGGCGACAGUUGUGGCUGAGAUGUUCCAAUCGCAACUUUAGACUCAGGGCUCUUCAUUUACGAACCUCCCUGAGCCUUUGACGUUUAGGUUUUCACUCCAGAAAAACACUCUAGAAUCAGAUUUUUUGGCAGAGCUUGUUUUUGCACACAUGGUUCCAAACUGGCUGAAGGCGACUAUCAAAUCAUAAAACGCUGUUGUGUCCUUGUGGGAAUAUUUUUUUUUUCCCAGCAUGCCUCUGCUAUAGGAAGCCUAACAAGAAUGCAAACAUUGAGAAGAUGUCUUAGCAGCUUGGCAGGGCAGUGCAUAGUGUCUGGGUUCCAACUCUCUGCUAAGACAUAUGUUGCGUUUCAAUAUGGCAGAUGUUGUAUAUUACACUGUGUGUACGAUAAUUACAGUUUCACAUUUGUUGGAGACCUUAGAGAGUUUAGAAAAUGCAAGCAUAAUUGGCCAAAGAUGGAACUAUAAGCGCUGUUACCAAAGCUACGAGGCCAUGGUAUGAAAAAGCAUGAAGCACUGUGUUGCUAUAAAAGGAACAAAUGCGCUCAACAUAUCCUGUUCAAUGGAGAAGUUACUUAAUAAAUGCACUGAUUUGUUUCUGCACCGCAGUGUACCCAACUCUCCACUCUUCUCCAAAAUCUGAGUGUAAAGGGUGGUGAUGCCUUAAGGCAGUGGUUCUCAACUGGUCUCACUCUGGGACCCACAUCUUCCCAUGGUCCUUAAAGGUUCUUUCACACCGGACCGUUUAUUUCGGACAUCAAUAUUUUUUUUCCAACGCAUAUCCUAUCAAUACAAGCGUUCACAUUAGCGACGUUUUCCUGUCCUGCGAUAUUGCGGCAUUUAUUUUUUCGGAUCAUGGUUGAUUUUUCUAAAGUUUCGCAUACCGUGUGUCCACUUCUGACCAAUCAGAUUGCGUGUUCUUGGGACGUCUGAUUCACCAGUAUAUCCAACAUGGCCGACUGGCUGAUUGUUUACGUGUCGGAGAACAGAGUGCUUUUUGAUAAAAGACACAAAUAUUACAAAGAUAACGACCUGAAGGACAACAUACCUUCGGAUUUCUCAUAUGACGAUAGUUUGUGUGCUUUAACAGUUUGCUAAACGUCUUUGUUUUAACUUUCAUCUGUGCUAACGUAAGCUAACGGUUGUUACCAUAGUUUCAUGUGCUUAUCUUAUCACCUCUAAAUGGCUAUAAGUGCUGACCAUUUUGCUAGAGCGUGUGAUGACGUUUCCAGCGAAGGAAGCAGGGCUUUAUCUCUGAAGGAGAGCUUUCUUUGACUGGUGCGUUCUCAGAGGUGUCUGGUUUUCAUGUUUCAAAACUUUUACAAAUUUGUCCUGGUCUCUCAUCGUUUUCAGUUAAAUCAGGAUAUUACUCCAAUUAUCUGACUAGAAAAGAACUUAAAUCUUCUUUUCUAUGUUCUGAGUUGAUUCCAUGGUUGUUGCCAUGUCCAAGACCUGCAGGAUUUUUUUUUUUUCAUCUACUCGCUCAAAACACUGCGCUCCUCUUACUGUGUCGAUUUUGUCACUUAUCUGCUGUAAGUCUAUUGUGGACACUGAUUUCUCUCUGCUUCCACGCAUCUGUCACAAUAUUGAUUUUUUUACCCGUGUGUGUGUGAGUGACAGCCACAGCCGGGGUGAAAUCAGUUCAAGGUUUGACAUUUGCCUUUUUUUUCUUUUUGCUGCUGUUAACUUUAAUAAUUCUGCGACCAGGCUUUGAUUUAUGCACGUUAGGGGAGUUUGGAGAGAGUUUGACAUUUCACAGUUUUGAUCAACUCACAAUCAUCAAAGAUGACGAUUCAGCUGAGACCUCAGUUCACUAACACAACAGACACAGUUAGGGACUGUUGCAAAAGUUCAAUGCUGCUCUUCACACUGUGAAUAUACAUGGGCCGUCACUUUUUAUUGGAAGUUUGAACCCUCAUUUGAACUCCUGAGGAAAAGGUUCAUAUUUCAACUCAAAUGAGACUCAUUAUAAAACAGGAUUAUUAUGAGUGCAUUUAGCGUCCUGAGUCCUCUUGUUGUAACCUGACCAGUCCAUGCACUCUUGACAUCGGUAAACUAAUAUACUAAUGUUGUUCUAGAAACAUGCAAAUCAGAUCAUACCUCCACAUCACCACCUUUAUCUGUGUGCAAUAAACUUUGUCAAACAGAAAAAAAUGGCACAGCAGCAUUAUAUUGGUGGGAAAGUCAGGGUUGAAUCAUUUAUCUAAGGUGGGAAAUCCUUAUUAAGGGCUCAGAUUUUAAUACUCGCUGCAACGUGAGAUUAAUAAUUUGAUUUGAAUAAAAAAACUGAAAUUUAUUGUCUGUUAUGGACAAAAAUGAAUAAAACUAUAAGUAAGUAAAGCUGAAAUGAGACUAAACCUAACAAGCAUUUUAAUCUAAAGCUGAAGUAGUUUCCAAAAUAAAUCUAAAAUUAUAACUCUUGAUCUGUAAAUUUUUCCCUUUUUUGUACUUUUUAUCCCACUCUACAAAUUAAAGUUAAAAAAAUAUAUAUUUCUAGUUUUUUCCUGUAGCCUGACGCUGGUUUUCUGUCAUUUAACAUCUCUAAUUUUACAGUAAAAUGCCAAAAACAACAAAAUUAAUCUCAUGUGCUCCACCAGCCAAUUUACAUAGAACUUGCUUAUAGUUAGGGACCAGUACAUACCUUUUUCGCAAAAGUGAUCAUUCUGCCAUGCCCACAGCUGACAGUAAAUAAAGACUGUAAGGAUACAUCCCACUGGACUACUUAUAAGCUCCAAAUGUUAAUUGCUGCUCUGGAAAUCUGGCGUCUGAAAGAGCAUAAAUAGGCAACAACUGCAGAUCAGUGCCAGCAGUGAUUUGGAGAGGAGGCAGCCAACCGUCGGCUCAUGGAGAAAUUUUACAAAAGGGAUAUUUAAAUCUGUCCGUCCACUUUCGAAUGACACAAGAGCAGCCAUGUGGAGCCUUUCAUCAGACCCUGCUUCAAAUUAGAUUGGAUGGAGCUGCCAGUUUAGCAGCAUAUUGUUUCAGUGCUGAGCAGAAGGGAUGAUUUUUGUCUCGUAGCAAGAAGAGGAGAUGACUGCGAGCUCGAAAUUUGAAGUGGAAAUUAAAGUUGAUGAUGACGGUCUAUUGACCUUGAGAGGAGCUCCAAAUCUAUUCACAGCUCUAUAUUUACACUAUUUCGAUGGUUAAGAGUCAGUCGGUUUUCCUCAUAAAGCUGUUACUCAAUCUAUUCAAGUGGGUAUUUUCCCAACCACACCUGCUCUCCACAAAAUCUUGCUUUACAUUGACGUAAUUUGGGCCCAGCAGCAGCUUUUCAAGGGAGGUGAUGUAACUUAUGAAGAAAAAGUUCAUAUUCAGUCAGUGAGGAAAAGAUGAACUCAUCGGGAUGAAAACACACCCUGCUUUAGUUUUGGGAAGGAUGAGGAUUAUGUUUCUAUAUUUCUAUGCCAGUUAGAUUAUACCAGCCUGUGCCAGUUUAUACAAACAGCAAACAGAUGCAGCUUUUAAACAUAGAGCACAUGAUCCACACGUCUUACAUGCAGGUUGCUUUCUUAUCCAUCUUCAAGGUCAGUUAAAUUGCAGGAAAUCACUUAAACCGUUUCAGUUUGUCAUCAGUUAUGUUGACAUGGAGAUUAGAGAUUCUUAUUUGACUAUUUUCAUGGAUGCUGAAUAAAAAGUUUCAGAUGUGCACAUGUAAGAGAUCAGCCAGUCCCUCCAUUUCCUCUCAUUAACAAACCCUGCUGUUCACAGAUAAUUGUUGAAAAUGUGAAAUGAGAAAACAAAAAGAGACUAACGAUGUGUCAAGAUUAAGGAAUAAUAUUGUUGUAAGAAUAUUUCAGCCGCACAAGGCUUAAAUAUUAAAUUUUUGGCUUAUGCUACAUUCCAGUUAUACUCAGAAGUCGGGAUUUCCGAGCUCCGAGUCGGAAAUUGAUCUGGAAUGCCCCCUGAAGUCGUAAUCAAACAUCAGACAGACGUCAUAAUCCAACAUGGCAGCGCAGUGCAUCAACAGUACAGAUUAACAGUGAAAGCUCUCGUAAUGUAUUAUUUUUUAAUCCUUCUGUUUUGUUUUUGUGAAAUUAAAGAAGUGGUACAUGUUGUACUGCCCAACGUCUAACUGUGAACACGGGGCUAUGGUGUUUGUAAGAGUAAAAUACUGUGUUGUGCGUUGUUUACAACUGAUAUUGCUAACAACAACUAACAAUCGGUGGCAGCAGUUUACAACAGCUAACGACCGCUAACAACAACUAGCAACCGCUGACAACGGCUAACGAUAGCUGACAACCACUAACAACAACUGACAAAAUGUGACAACCGCUAACAACAGCUGACAACUGCUAAAAACAAUUAACAACAACUGACAAUGGCUAACAACAGCUAACAAUUGCUGAGAACUGCUAACAACAACUGACAACCGCUUAUGACAGCUGACAAUUGUAAACAACAGCUUACAACCGCUAACAACAACUAACAAACGGUGGCAACAGCUUACAACAGUUGACAACCGCUAACAAUAACUAGCAACUGCUGACAACAACCAACAACAGCUAACAACAACUGACAACCGCUAACAACAACUAACAACCGCUAACAACAACUGACAACAACUGACAACGGCUACCAACAGCUGACAGUUGUAAACAACAACUAACAACAACUGACAACAGCUUAUCUUAGCUGACAAAUGUAAACAAUAGCUAACAAUGAGUAACUGUAGGCGUCCAUCUUGGUUUUCCAACUCGUUAACUGAAACGCCGUUGACUCGGUGUAACGUCAUUCCCAGCUCUGACAUCCGACUUCCAGGGUAACUGGAAUGCAACAAUAGUUUAAACUUGUGACUUUCGAUCUGUUACCAUGACAACCACAUAAUUGUCAGCUGAGAGUUGCCAGUAAAUGGGAUCACUCCUUAAACCCUACCACUACUCUCAUCACAUAGGCCUCAAUCCAGAAAUCUCACCUGUGGAGCUUUUUGCCUUUAAACGAAUAAAUCGAGAAAUGUGCUACGAUGAGAGGUCAUUGGUACUGAUAGAAAAAAACCAUCACCCCCCAUACAGAUAUACGAUAAUGAUCACUUUGUAGCUCGGGUACAGCUUGUAGGAACUUUUUGGACUCACAUAAUGCCAGCGAGGAAUAAUCACAAAGUGCUUUAAGACGCAGUUUUGACAGCCUGCUGGAUUUUAUGCUCCUUAUUGGCAACAGCUCAAACAGAGAGCGUGGAGGUUCAAUGAGGCCAUCCUCAUCUGGAUUUGUGUCGAUGCAGUACAGGAGAUGCAGAUAGACGUAUUCAUGAGCACUCUAGGAACCAGGCGUUUAAAAGGUGGCUUUACAGACCUGCUUUUGCUCAUCUGUUUUCAUAAACAGCUCUUAGAUCCAUCAAAAGGACUGAAUGCGCUGUCGUGAAUGCAGAUUUUACAAAAGGAGGAUUCCUUUUUGAACUCUUUUCUCCUGUCUGUUGCAUUGCAGCAGAAGUUGAAUUCAGAAUUUCGGGAGGGGGGAAAAAAAAGCUCCUGCUUUAAAGCUGCCUCCGCUCGACAACAAUGCAGCAACUCACAGCCAACAAAGCUGCAGAAUGAGAGAUUAUACAGACUGUACUCCUCUUUGUUGCCUGUUUACAUAAUCCACACAGUCUCUCAUCAAGGAGCAUGGAUGAAAAGCUUUCAUCGACUCUUUGUGGAAAACCUGUUUUCUUCUUUGAAGCCCAACAAAGUGGCCCAACAUGUACACAGGUGUUCCACUUUCUCCGAGCACGCUUUGGACAACACUUGACUGUAAAACGUCGAGGCACGGCGUCUUUCUGUGGGGAGACAAAACACCGAACCAUGCUCUUUUGUAUGUGGCUGCUUUGGCUUUAGAGCACCAUCAUACUGUGCAUCAUUAAUCAUUAUGGCUGAAGCCAAGGACAAUAAAUGGACCAGAGCUUCACACAAUGGAAAGACUGUAGCUCCACAGGCUGAGAUAUUCCGGUGCGAGACAAAAGCAGCUGCCUGUUAACCAGCUCCAAGCUGUCUAACUUCCUCAUGCAAACCCCGUAUCUCCAAAUGUCAGCUUUCCAGGGACUUAGAAAAACAGCUUUGUUGACAUCUUGAGGACAAUCCAGUUUUGAAGCCACUCUGUGUUCUCGAAAAGGUUUUGUAAGCCCAAGAGGUGAGAGAAUUUCCCCGGCCUGUGGAGCAUAUAAUCCUCUAAUUCACUUUUAUUUGGGCUGCAAGGUUAGCACCCAGCAGAGAUGAUAUGCCGGAAAGUGGAAUCUGUUAGAAGCAGCCGGGGAUGGAAAGGUGUUAAAGUCAAAACAUGGGUAACUCUAUUGUUGUUUACUGGGUUAUACUUUUCCCUUUGUUGUCGUCCAAAUCUAUUCUCUGCUUUGUAGGAUCAUCACCUGACAAGAUAAAAUGAAGAAGAGAGAAUAAGUGUCAACAAGCUAACCACUAUAAUUAAAACGAUCAAGUUUGGCAGACUUGCUUUGGUAAACAACAAAAGAAUGAUUUUUUUCCCACUGGUUUAACGUUAUUUAUAGAUGUUUUGUUUUUUCAAACGGAUCAGAAAGUUCAAGGUUUUAGUGCUGUCAAUGUAUGUUAUGCAGAUUUUCAGUAACUUUGACCUCAAUAUCAACAAAGAGAAAACCUUUACAGCCCUACAGUGCAUUAUAAUGUUGUAACUUAAAUGAAACACCUACAGGCGCAUUGGGACUAAGUAUCAGGACCAUAUUUUCAAAUUGAAACUUAAGGCUUUCUCUGCAAAUUUGACCCACCAGGUCACUGUGUGUGACCCCAGUGUUGUUAUAUGACACCAGUGAGGGUGUUAUGAAUGGCAGCUCAUCGGCCAAAGAAGAAGAAAUUAAAAGUUUCAUGGCAGCAGACGAUGACGGGGAUGUCAGCAUGAGCGGCAACCUCCAGUCUGAAGAAAAGAAACCAGUGAUAACCUCAAAACACGAAAAUGGUCGGGAUUGCUAAUUGACCUAUCACAAAGCCACACACCCCCUUAGUUACUGUUGCUAGGUCUGUCAAACUUCUCGGAUCUGAUGGACUGUCGACACACUUUUUUAUUUUUUAUCAGCAUCAUCCUAAAACCCAUGAGAGUGCUGGCACAGCCAAUAUACCUACAGGGCUAACAAGCUAGCUAGCGUUAUCAUAAGGCUUAAGAAUCGUUUUGCAGCUCCACACAUUUUUUUGUCCUUCUUUUACGCCAAAAUGGCUCUUUUGAUUGUAAUGGUAGCAUGAAUGUAAGGCGUCAAGCUACUUACAGUCUUUGGUGUCAAGGCAUUAUUACAUUCAGGUUCGGCACUUUUACAGCAAGUACAGGGUUGGGAUAUUCAGGAGUAGACUUCCCGUUCACAAAAUGCUACGUAAGGGAUAAAAAUAAAAUACGUUUAAAUUGUCUGUUGGGACUCUAUGUUAAACUUUGAUGUUAGCUGACAAAGCCGAGGUUAGCCUUACCUUGGAGCAGAUGUCUUUAUGCUUGUUUAUUUCAGUGACAUUUAGCUGGGAAUGGGGCCUUAUCCACUGUAGGCAACACUCCUUCUGAGCACAUCGCUUUACCAAUUCGCUAGUGGUCUGUGGCUUGUCGGACCCUGCUUGCAUAGUAAUGGUUGCUAGGCUGUGUGAUUGGACAGUGAUCGCUUGGGGGCGUGGUUUUGCGAAAGGUCAAUUUUCCUGUCUGUAAACGCUUUUUAGGAGGGAUUUUUGCAGUAUCUCACAUGUAUGUGACAUUAUUCCUGAGUUUAAACUCGUAUCGUAUCGUCUCGUCUAUCACCCAUCAAAUCAAGCCAAGUCAUAAGUUACAAAGUUUGUUAUUUCUGUAUCAAAUUCAUUUCUUCACCACCUCUUGCACAGGGGCGGUAUCAGAUUACAUUUAAAAAAAACUUUUUGCGCCCUAAAUUAGUUUUUACAACCGAUGUACCAAUUUGUCCACAGGGGGUGCCAAAACCAACAUAAGCAGAAAGUUCCUCACAUGCAUAGUUACUCAUAAAGUUAUGGAGAGCGGCUGAAUGUGGCAGGUUCUCAAAAGUUGAAAAAGACCUGAAAAAAAGUGACUUUUUAGUUGUUGUUCAAAUUCACUGAAACUGUUUUGACGGUGCUCCUCCAAAGCCGCAGUAUUACAUUAAAACAUCAUCCGAGCCUCUUAGCUGCAGAGUGAGUAAUGAGAAUAAUCGACAAUGACAGAAAGUGUAGAUAAAAAACAACAUUGAGACUCGAAAAAGUAAAAAGAAGAAGAAAAAAAGUUUGCAAGUGAAGCGCUGAGCUGAAAAUUAAAUCAGCUGCAGGUGAUGUUUCAAUGACGGAGGAAGAUUGUGGGUAACCGUGCGUGCUAAGUCCAAUAGUGUCGUGAUUGGUAUUCCUUUGCUGGAGGACAAAGAGACUAAAAGCGGAUUCCUCCUAAAGUUUGUCUUAAUCCAGGCAAUUUCCAUAGGAAGAGAAUUAAAGGAGAAGAGACGGCAGCACAAAGUAAAAGUAGACAGUGUCACUUUGACCUCAGAGAUGGAGAUGCCCGCUUUAUGACAGUGCUGCAAAUGAAGAUAAAGAUGUGGUGAUGGUGAAACAGUGCAGCAGUUUCUGAAUGAAACGGCGCGUGGGCGAGGAAACAUUCCGAGUGGGAUUUGAUCAAACAAAAGUGGGCGUAGUUUGGUGACAAAUGGGCCUGGAAAGACUUGCAGCAUUGCAGAGGUGUAGAUGACUGAUUGUUUACACCCACACCUCCUUCAUUGGAUCGGGGGUGGUAAAAGGGUGAUGAAGAAAUGAACAAAUAAGACCUAAACCGCGGUCAUUCAGUAAACCAAAACAAACUGGUCAUUUUGAAACAAACCAGAGGGUGAUACGACAGUUUUGGGCGUACAUCCAAAUGGAUUUUGAAAACAGAGGGUCUGAAGUGGAGCUAAGGACAGUCAUUGUCACUAACUUCCUUUUUUGUAAUGAGGCUGUCCAUCAUUUCAUCAUCAGCAUUUUUUCAGACUGUCUUUUUUUUCCAGUCCUGACAAUGAUUAUCUAUUAUAAUUCAGAGCACACUCACUUUGUACCUGUUGUACCGUUAUUCUCUGUCUCUUUUCUUGAACUCAUCUUUGUCACGUCUGCCUCCUCUCCGUCUCUCGGCCUUUCUUUGUCUGCCCUCACCUGCUUUUUGCUCUGACUUUUUUUCAGUCCAGACGGUGAUUAUCUGUCCUUGAUUCUUAUAGACAUCCAAGUUUUCUACAAGUUGGAUCUUUUGUCUGUUGAAGGGGUGAGGUAGAAAUGAAUCUGGUUGAAGAAAUUGUAUUAAUAAUUCCGUCUUUUCAUGCCCCUUUAUUCUGUAUUGAUUUCUGCAUGGUUUCCAGACAUCAAUAUAAGUAAAAAAUCAUCCUGAUUAGGAUUUUUGCCAUCAAACAGCCCUAGUUUAUAUCUCUUAGACGGUACUCAGCGUUUUUUCUUUUUUUCAGACCAUUGGGUAAUAUCAGAAACAAAAGACGAAACAACAAAAUGCAGACUUGCUUGAAACAGCAUUUGCUCAUCAGGCUGAAAAAAGUCCGCUCCACCUGGGUGUUUUAUUGGCACUGAGCUGCAAAAUCGGCUUAUUAUGCAAACUUAUUAUCGCCGGGAGUUAAGGAAAUUUCACAGUGCUGGCAGACCUUUUUUUCUCUCCCUCUUGCUCACGCUCGCUCACUACCUGGCUCUGUCUCUCCUCUUGGCUUUGUCUCCUUUAUUUUUCUUCCCUCUUUUCUUCUUUGCUCGCUCUCUGUCUCUCUGCCUGUCACGCUCUUGUUUACUGUCUUUGUUUUUUCCCCUCUUACUUUUGUCUUUUAUUUCCUUUUACCCCACAUCUCGAUAUUUUGAUUAAUAUCUCCUUCGCGGUCUGUGUCAUUUCCUUUGUCUCUCUUUUUCAUAGCCCUGUCCUCUGUGUUUCUUUCUUCUUUGUUUGUCCUCCUUUUUGCAUUUCCUGUCCCUUUCUGUUUGCUUUCCUCUGUCGUCCUCCUUGUGACCCCUUUCUUCCAUAUUUUCCUGUCUUUCUCUUUGUGCCUCUGCUGCCUUCCUGUUGCUCUGCCUCUUUGCGGCUCAUUCUCUCUCUCUUUGUGUCACUCAAUCAUGCGCUGUUUGUUCCCUGAUUGGGGGAAUUUUCCCUUUUGUCGUUUUCCUCUGUCUCUCUGUCACGUCUGCUUUCUCUCUGUCCCUCAAUUCUCUUUGUUUCGUGCCCUCGCCUGCCUCGUGCUUCGGCUCCUUUCGUUUCUUCCCUCCGUCAGCAGAGAGCAGACCUCAACACGGCUGCUGCAGAGUUCAUCCGAGGACAGGACCGGGCUCUGCUGCUGUUUCUGUUGCGCGCACACACACACACAAAUGCGCACACACCGUUUGUCGGACGAUUCAGAGUGUUGGGUGUAACGGGGCCCGGGGACAGAUGGAGAACAGUGACGAUGAAACAAAGACAUUCUGAGAAUUUCACUGACGCAAAAGAGCAGAGUGUGCAAUAUUAAAAUGACAAGGCAGGCUUAGUCGAGGAUGCCACAUGAUAUCACAAAUGCAUGCAGUUCAGCCACGUUCACACAUGAACACACAAAUACUGGCACAGACUCGGGCCCCUCUCGGGUUCAAUUUUCAGAUCUCCUCGCCGUGUGCUUCUGCCAGUAUUCAAAUGAGUUUUGUCAGGAGUGCUUACCAGAUUUGACCCGGUUUGACUUUUGCAGCAGAUGUUUAUCAGCGCUCCCAAGACCUCGCUGGAUAUCAGUUUUCACAAUCUAUACAGCAAAACAAAGUCAGAGUUUGAGAUCUCAGAUAUUAUGCAGAAGCCGUGGGACAAAUAUAUCAGCUUUGUUUAUCUGUAAAGAUGCAAUAAGAUAAAAGGAAAUAACACAGUGGGGGAAAUCAGCGGCGCUGUUGCCAGAAAUACUGUUGUUCCUUGGCUCCUGAUGCUGAAUUGAGCUCAGCCAGUGAGAUUAGCCACGCUAGCUGUGUUUCCGUGGGGACGGUAACGCUGGCUUGGCCUUACAAAACAUCUCUGCGGCUCUUAAGUGUGAAAUAUCUCGACAGCUACUGGAUAUAGAUAUGUAAAAUCUAUAUAGGAUAAGACUUUGUGCUGAGGUUGUUUCCUAAAUUUCACUUUGUGUCUUUGAAAUGAGGAUUUUUUUUCCACCUCACAUGAUCAGCCAAUGCUCUAAUUAACAACUGCGUUUUGAGCCUUGCGGUACAGGCUCAAAGUCGUGUGCAGGAUGUUAGCAAAUUAAUUAUAUGCUAAAGAUACUCUAGUGGUAGUUAUAGCAUCACUUGGGAUUUAAGGUGCAGCAUGUAGGAAUAUUGUGGAUAUUUAGCUGUAUCUAGUGGUUUUAGAUGGAAGCAGUCUGUCUGUGAAGCAGCUGUGACCUUCGUGAACAAUAAACUUCUGUGGUGCAUGACAAGUCUGGUCCACCAUCCCUCUAGUUUCCAACCAUCCAUUAGCCGACCACCAAACUUCAAAAUCCAGCAGAAAGAUGUUCUUCAUGUAACUAAAUGUUUUUGUGUUUGCAUGAAAAAGUGAGUGUCAUCUGCAUAGAAAGAUAGCAGUGUAGUUCACAAUUUGUCUGCAUUUGGGUAGAUGCGUUUUUAUAGAUUUAAUAUUAUGAAUGCCCGUCCCAAAUCACACAUCAAAAACACUAAAACAUCUACAAUUUACAGCUCUGGUCCAAUCCACACAUAUAUUUUAACCUCGCUGUUCUAUAUCGCUUUUUAUAGUUACAUUAGAUUGUUGGUCAACAUGUAGACAUUCACAGUCAACUAUUGACUCACUUACCCGUCAGUUUUUCCAUGACAAAUUCAACUUUGAAGAAAUAUUGAAAAUGUUCUGUAAAUGUUCGGCUGUGUUCAACACAUGACGUUGCGCCGCCGUUUUUUAACAUGCGCGGCAAACCAUCAGGUGAGCCCGCAGAUUUGACAUCGUUAGCGAGUAAGACUUGCUCUGAACAAAGUCGACAUACGGCUCUAUCUUUGUUUUUUAUUUUUCAUCUAUGAUGUAAAGCCCAAAUACUUCCACACUGAGUCCACAGAUGUUUGGUGACAUCCGCUUUGCUUGAUGUGAGAGGACACCGGUCGAUCCACAGUGAAUGUCCGUCGAAUAUCCAACCUAAAACUAACUUCACUGCGGUAUUUACAUGAAAAAACAUUUGUUGCCUCGGCUAAUUUUCUUAAUGCACACGUGUGUCCCUAAAUACCGUUUACAAUUCGCACACAUCUAUUUUUGAUCACAAAUGUGAGUGAAAGGGUCGCACUGUCAAGUUUGCUUAGCCCAGUGCUGAUAAAUACUGCACACUGCGCCUUUAACUAUUCUAAUGUGGGAUUUUCCAACUAACUUGCCUCAUAGACAAUAAGUUUGGACAUUUCAAACCAAUGCCAAAUACCUCUGUAAACUGAAUCAAGUCAAAACAUUCCAGCAGAUAUGAACUCUCAGUCUCGGUAUCAAACCCAAAUCAGAUCAACCGUUCUAUCAGCCUGACCUUGAUUACACUAAAUCAACAGUCAAAGUUAAUGUAACACGACCUCCCUGAUGAGUCUCCUUUUAAGGAACAGUACCAGACUGCUGUUCAGUUCAGAGCCGUCCAGCCUUGAGCUCCUAUCAUGGUUUUAAUUCUCUUUAGAUCACAUGUGGUGGGCUCUUUUGUGUUUUUUUUUUUUACACGGUUUUAUUUUCUGUUGUGUAACGAGCAUUACAGCAUUGUUGGCUCGGCUGUACAUGUUUGGUCCUUUUGUUUACCUCGGAGACACAUUAACAUAGCGGACGGUCUAAGUUGCUACACAGUUGCUACAGUAUUAGAAGGCUAAUUGUGUCUGGCCGGAGUGUCUAUUCUCGCAGUAGACAUUUACUUCCCUCCAUUCAAAUCCGCGGCCAAGCUUUGGAGUGAGACACCAAACUCUGAGAGGAGCUGCUAUUCAGCACAACCAGUGCAUGACUUUUCAAACCCGGCCUCCCUGCCAUGUGAAUGCUGCCUGACCUGGCAACCCGGAGCUUCCCCUCACAUCUCUCUGUCACCCUCUCCUCAUUAGCACUAACCCUAUUCCAGGUCAAUACCUAUGGCACAGAGACGCCCCCAUACACAAGCACCACUACACACACUCAUGCGCUCACACACACAUUCUUUAUCCCCUGCUUUCUUUCCAUAAAGUCACAAACACACACACACACACACACACACACACACACACACAUGCUCUGUCUUUCUGUGAGUCUCUUUGUCCUGCUUUCUUUAUCCCUUUCACACAAACACAUAAUGACACACAUAUUGCUGAUCAGGGCAGCCGAGCAGGCAGGAGUCUGACCUCAUUAGGGACUGUGGCAGGCAGCCAGGGGAGGGCCUGUCCAUGAAUGACCAAGAGGAGGGAGAAGUGUUGAGGGAGCAGGAUGGACUGGGAGAACCGGGAGGAGAUCUGAGACUUCCUCUCAUGUUUGAUGCUUUCAUAUGUGGGUCGGAUUUAUAAAUAGAGCUGUUGUUAAUAUGAGGCAUGGAGCUAUGUGGAGUUAACAUUUGUCACAAGAUACUUUCAUCUCAAAAGAUUUGUGUUUCAUUUGUUUUCGGGCAUGUUAGCUCACAGGGGGAUUAAACUGGUGAUCCUCGCUCUGUUUUUUAUCCUCAUAUUCUCUCACACAUCUUAGUUGGUUUGUGAGUUUUUAACAUCGUCCCAACACUAUGCAGGGCUCGACAGUGCGACCGUUUCACUCGCAUUUACGACUAAAAAUAGAUGUGUGCGAAUUGUAAACUGUAUUUAGGGGCACAUGUGUGCAUAAAAAAGUUAGUUUUAGUUUGGAUAUUCGACGGACAUUCACCGCGGAUCUACCACUCUCUAUAAACGGGAAUAGCAGCAGCAGUGCUGAUAAAUCUACUCGGCACCCUCGCUGUCAAUGUCAGGUAUUUAAUGAGGGACCAUCAAUAAAUUAUUGAUGUUCCCUUUGAUAUUUCUGUGAUGUUUUAUAACCAUACAAUUUAAAUUUUUAUCUCUUUUAUGGACUUUUUCAGUUUUCAGCGACUUUCAUAUUUUCUUAACGUAUGUUCCUAAACGUCUUGUGUAUUUUAAGAUCUACAAAACCUGAAUCCCAGCACUUACUUGUAUUCUUUAUUUAUUUAUUUUUUAUUAUUUUUGUUAUAGCUCCAGAAAUUGUUAUUUAAGCACAGUAAUAGGAAUAUCCAGCAGUAGAUGAGGUUUUGAGGGACAGGGGGUGUUUGUGAUGUGUUAACUUUGAAUAAUCUUUGAUAUAAUCUGCAUAAAAAUAUUGUUGAAUAAAUUAUUGAUGUUUCCCAAAAAAGACUGUUUUCCUUCAAUAGUUUUCAGUCGUGUGACCAAUUGACCUAAAUUGAUUUCAAAUAAUAGUACUCAUGUUGAUGAAUAAGACAAACUUUAUUUGAUCGAUUUUUCGUUGUGCCCCUAAAGUUCUUUGUGUGCUCCUUACUUUGUUAACUUAGGAGCACAUGCAGCGGGUGGGUGUCAAGCCCUGCUAUGGGGUGACCUGUGGGGUACCACAAGGAUCAAUUUUAGGACCAUUACUUUUCAUGAGUUGUAUAAUCAAAAGACAUAGCAUCUCUCUUUUCACAGUUACGCUGAUGAUGCUCAGCUCUACAUAGCCAUGUCUCUUAGUUUAUGUAAUGUAAGUGCAUGAAGGCACAGCUAUCGGCUAAGCUCUUUGAAUUUCAGUAAUUUGAGCCCACUCUUUGUGCUUUUCAUCGGGUGUUUAAACUUUAAUAAAAAGAUAGAAUACCUGAAAGAUUAAACUUUUGAUCUUCCUUGCAGCGCUACAUAAAUAAAUGCAUCGAAAAUCCUGCUAAUAUAACUCUGAAAUGAAUCGUAGAAGUAAACAGACGAAACGCUACAUACAGUAGAUAUCAGAGAGUUAAACACUUGAGUACCAUACUGAUGGAUAGAAACAUGCCUCUGUACUUCUGAAGUCCUAAAUCCUUUAAAAUAUGCUUCAUUGUCAGACUGCAAACAGUGCAAUCGAAAGCCUUUUUCCUCCCCCUUGUUGGAGAAAAGCUUCCAUCCAUCAUCCCACUCUUUCCAAAGCUUUCAACUGGCAUGUGUUUGCAUUAGUGGCCUGUGAAAUCUCUCAUUUCCUCCUUUCUCCCCCACAAUUGCCAUUUACAGUUUGCCAGCAACUGCAUGGAAAGCGAGUAUAGUCAGUCGAGCACGGUUCGAAACUCUUAUUUUGUCUUGUGGAUUUAUGACAAAAGUUAACCUCAGCUGCAUGUCUACUCUAUAUUCAACAGAUAUUUUACAGGUAGUCUUCUAAAUAAAUGGAACAGUUAUGGAGUCUGGGGGGCCGACAUGCUGCCAAACCUCACAAAUGAUAGAUGGCCUCAGCACAACAAGGAUGCAUGGGCUUUCCAUUGCCGCCAGAACAUGUCCAGCUGAAUGCAUUACCAAACCUUCUGCUGGAAUCACUUGAAUCCCAACCAAGGUCCGCAGACAGAUUAACAUAUAAAUGAAAGUACAGGCAAGAUCCUGCCCUUCAUUUCCCAUCUGUUUACGCCAAUGAUGUGCAGUCUGAGAGGUUUGGAAGAGGCGACAGGAGGUAUUUCAUGAAUGGAUGUCAGGCCUCUCUGUCUUUGAUCGGGGGGAACAUUGACCUGAAAUUGAAGGAUGCUUCAUAUGAAAUACCUGGAAGUGUUUUUGCCUGCAAGACGGGCCACUUGUGAAUGUUUUAAACUUUAAUGUAGGGAUGGGAAGAUUAAGGAGUAUUUAUUGAUGCGAGGGCAUGCAUGACACGGGCGCAUGCCUAAAAAUCCAGUCAAUACAACAUUCGAUCUUCUUCACAUUUAUUUAGAAAUGUGGCUGACCUAAUAAUGUGAUACUCUCUUGUUCUAUUUUUAUUUCCUCCAGCCCAUGUUCUGUUAUUGUGCACUGCGGAUGUACACUAUUGUGUUGGAGAACGGUGUAGGAGUUGCACAAAAUAAGCACGGUCGAGGCUUUCAAAUCAAAGGGUUGGCCACUCUACAGCUUUUACAAGAGAAGUAGGCAGCCUGACAAGUUGGAUGCAAUUUUUGAAAAUGUGCCGGUAUACCUUAAAGCUCCUGUUUUAUUGUAAAUAUUCAAUGUGUAAAUAAAACAGGCCUGUUCUUUUAGCUGCUUGGCUGAUACCCACCCCCCUGACUCUAAUAUCUUGUUGGAGUGAGCUGUGUCAUAAUCAGGUUGAUAGUAUUGAAGCUCAGUGUGAUGAUUGGAGUGUUAGUUGCAUCAUUUCAUUGCAUUGUGCUGAAUCAGAUUAUGCUGAAUCGCGCCGCAUUAUGGAUGGGUAGAGCGUCCACUCCCACUGUGUUGAUUCAGUACUUGGCAAAGUUUAAUGCAUCAUGACUGGGAUGUGAAUUACAUCUCAUUAAAUUGCACUCUGGUGAAUUGGAUUAUGCUUAAUUGUGCUGCAUUAUGAUGAGGGUGUGAAUUUCAUUGCGUCAGAUUGCAUCAAGUCAGAUCAGGUUAUGUUGAGUUGCAGUGCAUCGUCAUGAGGGUGUAAAUCACAUCAUGCAACAUCAAACCCCAUUGUGCUGAAUCAGAUUAUUAAAUUGCACUGCAUCAUGAUUGUUGCAUUGCAUGGAUAGUAGCUGCAUGUGUUGUCUUAAAGGGAUAUUCCGGCGUAAAAUUAGUUCAGGGUCAAACACACCGUAACACCGAGUUAGACACCCCCUCGAGUUUCUUUAGCAAAGAGACCAAACACAACUCACCCACUCUCCUCCAGCAGCUGCUUGUUGAGUGCAGCGGAUCAUUUCCUUUAAGUAAAAAUCAUCAUGAUAAUCAUUUUGCACUGCAGACGCGGUAGUUCUUCUGCCUUAGCACCUCGGUUUGAUUGCAUAUCCAUGAAGUAAUGAUCAUAAAUGUUCUUCCUUGAGCUGCGAAACUCCGCUGCACUUGGUGAUCGACUUGUCAGGGCUCGGUGCACUUGUAUUUACUGUUAAUGUAGUUAGGUGCUGUUCUGAGCAUUAUUUGUGGCUAUAGAGUGGCGUUUUAGUUCAGGUUUGUUUAUGGCUCCUCAGACCGCGGUGUAUUGCUAUCGUGCGGUCGUUACCGAAGUUGGUAUAACUAGAGAAGCAAGCAGUCGGCAAUAUUAAUCUCUUGAGGGGGUGUAUAACUCGGUGUUACCGUGUGUUUGAUUUUAUACCAGAAUAUCCCUUUAAUGCACUGGAGUCUUGUCAUUGUAUCACGAUGCAUACUGAUCAGCCCCCCCACACCACAGAAGCUCAACUCUACUGCAGUGCAAGCCGACGACAGGGAAGACAACACUUCCCCUGUUUUUAUUUCUGAUUGUAAAAGUCAAUAAAAAGAAUAAGUGAGUUAAUUUUUUUAAAAGACCGUUGAGCUUUUGCUCAAGAGAGAAACAAGCCGUUAAUUAAUACGCUGCAAACUUUAUGAAAUAGCUUCAGGAUUAAUUCUCCAAUAAACUCUGCGAGCCGCAGAUGUUGGCGGUGUCCAAUUUAUUAAACUGAGUUUAGGCAUUCCAGUUAUUAUUCAACUCAGGGAGAUGAAUGAGCGUCUCUGAAAAAGCCCCUCAUGUAUAAGUAAUUUAAUCAGUUGUUGAAUACUAAAAUCUUUAUAUCUUCUUUGUGUGGGAAAAAAAAGUGACUUUUCUUCAAGCAAAGAGAAAAGAUUUCACCUCGGAGGUUCAUAAUAACUAUUUGGAGAAAAAAUGAAGGUAUGGCUUCACAAUCAGAGAAAUGAAAGGUUUCGAUGGAGACUCUUUGCAGAGCAAAUAAACUCUGAUUAGUUUCUCCAACACCCACACACUUUAAUUCCUCCACCAAAUAUCACUCUCUAGCUGCAGCUUUUCAAAGCCUCGCUAAAGCCUGUGUUUGUUGUAGCCUUCAAACACACAGUCCAGUAAACAACCAGCGUGUCCAACUAAAUCUCUGUAUAAUUGCAAGUUUCACUAAAAGAGCUGCUGCUAUUUUUAGCUGCACACUUGUGUAAGUAAACAUUGUUUACAAGCACAACAGUGUCAUGUUUGGUGUUUGGUAAAAUUGAGGGUGUUUGACUUUUUGUAAUGUAGCUCAGAAUGAGGAACACAGUAUUCACCCUAAGUGUUAAAAACAUACAUCUGUCUGUCUGGGCUGCCUUGCUGAGUGGUGCAGAAACGCUAUUUUAACUUUACAGGCUUAGAAACAGCAGGCAGAAAAAAGAGACAUUAUCUUUGUUUAGUUAAAGGCAGAGAAAACCGGUUAGAGAGUCUGAAAUUUGAAGUGUCUGGACAGGUUAUUUUUAGCGGUUAGAAAUGUCAGCUGAUAGUGAAGAUAAGAAAAAAAAUUGAAGUUUCUGUUGCUCUGUUUUUGUUUCUGCAAGAGCUGCAAUAAGUUGAAGUGCACUUAGAGCGGUUGGUUGUGCAUUGAUGUGAAGAGACUGAAAGGUUUAAGUGUCUCCUGAUGUGUAAAAGAGCAAGGCAGUAAAAAUCAGUUAAACUGUCAGUUCUUGUGUUGCUGUUAAGAGAAGCUGAACCAACAGUUUAACGUCAGCUGGAGUGUCAGUUAAUGUCCAAACCAUGAGAGCAGUUAAGAUGCCAGUUGAUAAGUGAGCCCUAAAGCAGCACUCUGUUUUCACCUGUGUAAUAACCUUUGGUUUUGUUUACUGCAGAAUAAUAGAGGCAACGACUGACAGUCAUACUUAACAAUUAUUUGCAAAAGUAUCAGGGAGUUUGUUGACGUGGAAUGACACUUGAUAGCUGAAAAAACACAUUUCACAAACUUUUCCUUUUACCAGCCGUCAGUUCAGACUUUUUGAAGUUUCCAAAGUAUCUCCACUGCCAAAAAGUUAAUCCAAUAUUCCCCUUUGUGCCUCCACAAAUUUUGACAAGACAGUAAUGAAAACCAUCCAUACAGCAGUAUAAACAUGUUUGUUGUUGCCUGAUUUAUGCCAAUCCAAGCAUUUUUGAUUAACAUCUGUCCACUCUUUGUCUUAUCGUGUUCAUCCAAAGUUGCAUUAGACUCUUUGGGCCCACCACAUCACUGUAUUGCACCAUUGUCUUUUACAAUCUUGUAUUUAAAAGUUAAAUCUUUAAAGUUUCAUGUAGCGUUGGUUCUCUUGAUGUAAUAUUCAUGUCUGACAUUUACCAAAGUAAAAUUCCUUGCAUGUGCUCAUGAACCCGAAGACUAAAGCUGAUUCUUGUUCUUUUCUGACAACCAACAACACUUUCUGAAGACACUCCUGUGUACCUUUCCUAGUGAUUCGUCUUUCCCUUCGGUUUUGCUGUGAAGCUGGUCCCAAAAGGGCCCGUUUCAGAUGGCAGAAAAAACAUCCAAAGUGGAUCUUGUGCUCUGGAUGUGAAAUUGAAAUGAUUGAGAGUAAUAUUAUGUUUUUAUCAUCCAUGAUAGUGAGAAAUCAAAUCUGAAAAAAAUCUGUAUGCACAAGUUUGGAAACUUCAAAUGACUGAAAAAAAUCAAGAGACAGGCUUGCUGUUUUUGCUCGGCAGACUCUCAUUUUAAAGACCCACUUCAUGAAAAUCAUGUUUUUCUUGUUUUUUACAUGUUCAUAUGGCUUUUUUUAUGCUACAGGACAUAUCUCGAGAAAAUUAAGUAUGAAAUUUCUGAGUAUUUCUGCAUUCAAAUCGUGGGGAAUCUCUGGCAGACCCAAACAGCAGGUUCAGAUAUAGUAAGAUUUCCUAUGUCACAAAUCCAAGCUCCGCCCCCGGAGCCCCGCUAUGCAGUGUGUGCGUUAGCAGACUGCAGUGCUCGUAAGCUCAUGCCACUCGAGACAUUAGUGUCCAAGAGCAGGAUAGCUCCAAUGUUACCUGCCACUUUUACUACACCGGCAAUGUUACGGCUAAAACCCACAGGAUCCGGAAUGGCUCUGCUGUGCUUGAAACACGCAAGAUCUCGUGAGAUCUCGUCCAGUCUCGCAAGAAAUAUCGGUAAUCUCGCAAGCACUUCUCCUCCGAUGGCGGAGGCGGAUCGGAGCUGGCGGGUACUGUAUGCUUGUGCAUUUGAUCAGCCUGCUCGUCCGGAGCAGAGCCGUUCCUGAUCCAGUGGGAUUCACGGGUUAUGCAGCCGCAAGCUAGCAUGAAGAGUCGUGUGCAGAGCAGCGCUGUCUCCACCCACAACUCAGAGGCAAAUCGCUAAUGAGCUACUGGAGCUCUGAGGAAGAAAAGUGCUUGAAAAUGACAUAGGUAACGUGAUUUUGGCCAAAAACUUAAUAAUCACAAUUUAUAGACCCCUGAUAACACUUUAAGUAGUAAAAAAAAAACGACUGGAGUGUGACUUGAAGCGUAGAAAACAAUCAUACUGAGUUGCCAUCAUGCGUGCAUAGUCUUGACUUGUGUAGUUUUGCAAAGUUCUUCAAACUUCCAUGGUUGCUUUGGCCUUGUAUCCGUCAUACUUAACAUUUGAGCGAACUAGACAGCAUCAGAACAGGACACUGUGAAAGUAGACAGGCUGAUGUUAGUAAAUUACUCAUAGAGGAAAUGAAUGGGUCCCCACGGUCUCAGACACUCAGUUCAAAGGCCAGUAACUGCAAAGGAAGGAAAGAGGAUAUCAGUAUUCUUCCAAAAUCUGGUGUAAUUUGCCAAAAAGCUCCAAUAACAUCUCCAGACAGUGGUAAUUACCGAUGAACGCCCGGCUCAUGAUAAAAAGGAUGAAAAGAAAACACUGUGACAAUUUCCCUUCUUGUUUCAGCAACUUAGGAGAAGUAGCACAGAGCAGGGUGACUAAGCUGAACCCAGUGAGUCAUCACAGGGAGGUAAGGGGCUGCAGAAGGCCCACAGCGAGCAGACCACCCACUCAUGUCCCCCAUUAAGACGGCUUGCUCUUCCUGCACAUCAACACCCCUGCAGCAAUUUACUGCCCAGCCUGAACCGAGGCUGAAUGAAUGGUGGACGACAGAGAACUCUUAAUGAGACAUGGGUCAAUGAAAUGUCAAAACUGGACGAUGAAUAGAGGAGAAAAAGCCUUAAAUUGAAAUUGUCACUCCAGUCUUCACACCUUUAGAGGGGCUGUGAGCUCAUUUUUGCCCUCGAGGAAUGUAUAUAAUUUAACUCUUUCACCCCACCAACAUAUCUUUUUGCACUAAUUGUUCAAACUUUGCCAGUAUCAUCUAUUUCUAAACGGACAUAUCCGUCCACAGUGUCAGUGUCAACAGUAAAGGACUCCAUUGGCUGAAAAUCCAUUUUGCAUACACUUUUACUUUUCAAUCUGGCACUCAUACACUUGCUAUCCCACCGCCUUGGUGCUUCCUUUGUCACUGCUUCAUGAGGGUGGUUAGCCAUCAGGUUAGCCUGCAAAUUUUCAGAUGUCUUUGUGUCGAUGAGAGCGACCUCUGUUGAAUCAUACAUAAAGCUAUACAGUAUUAUUGUAGGUUCUAACAGCUUUAAUAAUAAGUCAGAAUGAGUUCGAAUGAUGGUUCGAAUUUCAGAUAAAAAGUGACCGCUCUAACGUGUUGUGUUAGACAAUAGCAAAUAUAGAACAAGCUAUUGUGUGUGUUGAAAAUUACCUCCUCAUUGGCAAUAAUAUUUGCAGCUCAGUGGCCUAAAGGUCUGCCACAAGGCUCAGUCUUAGAACCUCUACUGUACAUCUCUAUGCAGACGACACCAUUAUUAAAACCAAGGCUAUGCUGUUUCUAUCUAGAAUGAGAAAGUGCAGAAUGUACUUGUACUGAGUUGGUGACUCAUGUCAGACAUAAAAACUGUUUCUCCUUCUGAGGCUAGAAAACAACCUGACAGCCACCUUCUUGACACACGUCAUUGCACUGUGUACCCCUAGGUCAGUUGGUCAUCACCGUCCACGCACAGACUUUUGCACUCAUGUACAAAUCUUUUCUUGGACGUCUGCCGAUGCAUUUAUCCUUGUGCAGGUCAAACAGCAGUGUAGCCAUAGCCUACGCUGCCAAGACUUCAUGACUUUCACUGUCCGUACAGAACUUGGCAAAGGGACAUUUUCUGUUUCUGUCCCAACAACCGGACUUUAUGUACCCUGUGUUCACAGCAAUCUUCAUUUUCAGAUUGCAGAGUCCUUUGAAUGGAUUCUAACCUCAUCCAUGCUCCAACAGACUCGAAGAAGCUGGUUUUUCUGAAGUGUAGUUUUAUUCAUCCCAAUUAGUGCUACCACAUUAUACCAGUAUUGACGAUAACUGUCUUUUCUCUGUUAAUGACAUCCCUAGUCGCAAUAUUAAGUUGCUUUAGUCAUCUGAUGAUUGAUUUCCUUUUUCCUUCCUUCAACUGAUAAGUUUCAGUUUCUUAAUUAUGUCACCUGGUAAAUACCUUCAUACAAUUUCUUAAGUCUCCUGGCCUCUCAAAGUAAAAGUACCUCCUACUUUCAACUGGGUCUCAUUUGUACAUAUUUGUACACUGUUGGUUCCAUCACUCGGGGGUUCAGUGUCUUAUCCAAGGACACUUUGAUAUGUGAGCUGCAUGAGCUAGGGUUGGGCCACCAACCUUCCAGCUUGGAUACAGAUGGUACAGUCGUAUGUUAACGUUAAAUCAAUAGCAUUCAAGUCUAAAAACCUUACUGGAAGGGCGUAAUUACUCACAUAGGAGUCGUGUUGAUCAUCAAUUUGCUCUCAUAGCUCUCAAAAAACAGUGCAACUUUUGAAAUGGCAUCAUGUUAAAAUAAAACCGCUUGAUCAUUGACCAAUCAGAAGUGAGAAUUCAGAAAACAUCUUAAUUAACAAUAUUGGCGAAAGUCCAUAUGGAAAAGAAGACAACCGCAGUUGUUUUUUCAUGGUGCAAUUUCCUGGUUUAUAGCUGCUGCUAAUUGUGUGACAAAAUUUCUAUCAACUUUUAAAUAAAGUUUUCUUUGUAAAAUUGAAGCAGAUGUUAAACUUUCAUCACUUUGCAGAAGUGAACUCCAGGGAAAUUGAAGGUAUGGGCGCAAAUAUCGCCCCAGUGGACACAGCCCCCAAAUGAGGAUAAAGGAGGCACCUUCGGUUGUGUACUUCUGUUGUUUCCAUAAGCCUGUAUGAAAAAGUUAACCAAUCUGCAAUAACUUCACAACAGUUUUCAUCAGUCACAAUUUGUAUGCAGGCACCAUACUUGUAAUAACUUUUAUUUCAUGGCUGGAGAAUUGAAAAUAGAGGAACAGAUGCACUCUGCGUUGGCCUUUAAUCUCCAGAAUACUAAUAAACAAGAAGAACUACCUGAAGCCUGUAAUCAGAUUGCAGAUUGCAGUCAGACAGGACUUUAAAUAGGCUUAUAUGCUGCACUGAGAAAAUCAGAGGGUUGUUAAAACAAGGACUUAAACUGUGAUCAAUAUGAAAUGUGUAAAAGUGUGCUUUAAGUGUUUUAAUGAAGGUUUGAUUGUAAUUUUACUCCCUGCAAUGGUUGUAGAGCCCUUUUAAUGAAUGGGUUGUUAAUGAAAAUGUUUUAUAUACAACUUUAACUUAACUCAGACUUGAUAUAGUGAUGGACUCUGGAGGUAGGAGAUUAUUUUGGUCAGGUGUAAACCUCUGCAAAGGACUUUCCAGCAGAGUAGGAAAUCCUCCAAUAACCACAGCAGGCGGGAUGGUUUCAGAGCAACAUGGAGCCCAGCAUGAGUCUGAGGUAACUACAAACAACAAAAGUAACACCAAACUCAACCGAAAAGCAGAAUUUGCUGGGGAAAGAACAGGGUGAGCUCUUUGUUUAGUCGUGAGCAUACAAGUGAAACAUUACUGAGCUGCUAGACCGCUAAGUCCAAAGGAUUGUGCACAGAAUUAAAGCACCGCUGAGAUAAGCAGACAGGUGCAAACAGUUGUACAUCUUACUGUCGUGUUUCAAGUGUACCGGGCCCAUGUGGAUCAAAAUGUGCACAUGCUAUUGCAUUACCUUGAAAUUACUGGACACUGGUGCACGAUCAAAAAAAAGGAAAUCAUUGACACCAAUCGGACAUUUUGUAAUUGCACUUCUGCCAAAGUCGUAGUGAGUAACUGUGUUACCUUUAUAUCAACAAAAGAAAACCAAAAAAUAAACAAAAAGCAGAAUAGUCAUAAUUUUACAGAAUAGUCACUUAGAAGCUGUCCUGCACCUCCAGGUUGUUGUUUCAGACUAGUCAGGUGUAAAAAUCCAGCAUUGAUUUAAAUAACAAAUCUCGAAAUGCUGAUCAUAAAAUACAUUUAAUUGCAAUUAUUUGAUCCCCAAAUUACGAAACUGGUAAGCUUUGUUUAAAGUUGUUAACAUGGACUUCAAAACUGUUUAAAAAUGGGGUUAAGAAUUAAAACAAGUUAUUAAAAGUGCAAUUAAUCGGGAUUGACGACUGCGAUUGAUCGCGAUUCUAAAAUUAAUCAUUUUACAGUCUUACUGAAAACAUCUCUUUAGUUGACAUGGAUAAACUUGAUUGUUAGCCGGCUAGUAGUCCAGAACUUAUCCCAAUAUGGCAGCUUAGUUAACGAUAACUUAAAGGGUUUGAAGUGGUUCGCUUGGCGGGUAAAUUAAAUAAACUCAUUAUGAAGGUGUAUUUUUUUGUGAACAUGAAAUGAGUUAUUCUGCUUCAUUAUUGUUCAAUAAUCACUUAGAUUGCGCCGUGUACCAAACCUUACAUACUCAUCAAAUGUUGCUGUUCUUGCACAUUUAUAUUCAUCUUCUUCACUGUGGUUAUUAAUGGACAGGGCUUUCGAAUUGAGUCCUGCAGCGCAACAACAUUCCCUCCUGACCCCCGGGAUUUAAUAAUCUCUAACUAAUCAAUAUCCUUUCAGCAACUGUCCAAAUGUGUUGCACAGGUCUCCUUUGGUACCAUCCCCCUCUGGUCCUACACAUACACAGAUUUGACAGGCUGUAGACAAACGACGAGCUCAGGGAAUCACUACUGGAUUGAAUGGAGAAUAAUUCACCCCUUGUGCCCGGUGUAAACCAUGAACCGGCCCUCAGGAAGGAAAGGUCUUGGAUUUAUUGAAAACUGACUUCGCUGAUGACCUCCCAAGCCUUUUCUCACUGAACGACUCGAACUGUUCAAUGCUGUGAUCGUAGAAUAAAAGGUCAGUACAGAGGACACCUGUACAUCCAGAUUCAUAUAGCAGUGUGACACCAAGUUCAGGAGGGAGAAAGAUGGAGUUUGUGUUACGGUAACAUCCUCUCAACUGCAAAGCAAUGGUAGCAUUAUAUAGUACGAAGCCUGCAUUACACCACAGUGGUCUCAUUUUUCUCAGAAUUCAAAAUUACCUCAAUUUGUGUCAUUAAAACCAAAAAUAUAAGGCAUCUGCACGAAUAAGAUGCAAUGAUAAGUAUAUAUGCUGUAUACAAUGUGAAUGUAAACACCAUAUCCCAUUACAAUUUGAACCACAAUGUUCAUUACAAGGAAAAAAAAGGUUUCCUUAAAAAGCUAUUUCAAGAGAAACAACCUACUUGUCUGAGUUUGAAAGAUUAAAUCUGAAUUGUGCUGUUUUUCCUCCAAGAAUAGAAACUUUUGAGGUUUAAGCCACUAACAGAUAUUUCCAGUAAAGACCAAAAAACCACCAACAAUCUACCGGCAAGCACCUCAUGAGCUCCACACUCCUGUAAAUAAAAAAAGCCCCAGUGUUGUACAAACACUAUUAAAAAUACAACAGUAUUGAGGUGUUGCACUAAGUUUAAUUUCCCUUAUAACCAAGAACACAACUUCAGUAGAUUAUCUCCAUCAAUCAGACCCACAUACACAGUCCUGCUGCAGCUGUACAUGUGUACCGAACCUCAGCUUUAGUCACUGUGAGCUACACAGACUCGGUGACGGAGUAAAAUUAUAUGUAGAUUUACAUCAUCAAAUAUCGCCAUCGGGGCCAGUAAGACAGAUUUGUGAAAGUCUUUGUUUUUCUAGCUCUCUUGAUCUCCUGGGUGUACGCCGAAUGUUUGAGAUCACCACCUGAGCUUUUUAAUUAAAGACCACUUACAUGUUGAUUUGAAGUGCAUUAAAUUGAUUUUGCAGAUUAGUGCAGCAUCAUUUGGGCUGAUGGAGAUACACUCCACUCUCCGCUACUACCAACGCAGCGGUGGCAGUCGUCCCUCAGCCUUGACCACUUUUAAUGGGAUGGCAGUGUGCUGUUUGUUGUCCAGCGUCACCGCUUGAUGGGACCUAUUUUCCCUCCUGGCCUUGCAAAUUGAAUUUCCCUGAGGACAAUAACAGAUAUUGCGUCUUGUAUCUGAUGAGCACGCAGGCUGAGUCUGAGAGGAGGAAGUGAUCUGUGCGCUCCACUGAUCAUUGAUUUCUCUUCUGCUGAGUCUUUCCCUGAGAGGAGCACUGCUUUUCUGUUUUUGUGCGGGGUGAUUGUCGCCAUCAUUUAGCCGACCACAGUGAAAUAAUCAAUGAUUGAGCGUUGCAAUGUCAAUACCUUGUGUCAAAACAUAUGGAUGAAGGAUUUCCAGAGCGGCGUUUAGCAUUUAGAGCUCUUUAUUGGUCUUUAAAGCUUUUAUUGCUUUAUCUUUAUUUUUAUGCUCCUGCAAACAUCCGCCUUGUUUUUAUGCUGUUAUCUCAGUUUAAUUCCCUGCAAAAUCAGGCUGCAACAGUCUGUGCAGACACGCAACGGCGAACACAUCUAUAAAUAUCAGCAUGGUCUGAUAGAGUGACCGUGUAUCAGUGUUUUUAUAUCGAGUCACUCUGAAAUGAAAAUGUCAGCUUAUCACUGAGAUGUAAAUGGGCUGAAAGUGUGUCAGUGUGACUCAGUUAACUGAUCCCAGGUUAGCUGAAAAAGUGUAAACAUGAUUCCAUUAAAAGGACAGGUAUGGCUGCAGAUGUAGACGUUUAUUUUUGCAGGAUCGAUCAGAAACAUGCCCUCAUAUUUACUUUAGCAAAAGUCAAACAUAACCGCAUCAGAGCAACCAAACAGUAUGCUAAUGGCAGCAUCCGAAUGAUGACUUUGGCUGUGACUGAGCGUCUGGGCGUGCCAUGUUCAUUAAUCUCUCCCCUCUCCUCCUGUCUGUCUGAUCAUCACCCCUCGUUAAAGUCAGGGAUGUGGAUGAGGGGGUUCAGGAUGGGGGUGGGGUCCACAGGUGCAGCCAAACAGAGGCCCUGCCAUGGUUAAUGGCGUCCUCUGAUCAAUUAUGGUCCGGCUGAGGCGCAGCGUCUAUACAUAUUUCAUGACUACCGGUGGAGGCCAGGCUGGCUGCCUAAACCUCUCAACCCUCAGCCGACACACACACACACACACACACACACACACACACACACACACACACACACACACACCCUCUCCUGAAUCCACCAGCACUCCCCUCCCCCUCCCUUUCUUCCUUCGCGUGCCCCAAGGCCCAGAUGAAAGGCAGGCUUGACUUGUUAGCACCCUGUGUCAGUGAGCUCCGGACAGGAAGAUGGGGUGCCACAGCGGGGGAGUCUGGUCAGCCUCACCUCAAGCUGUGUGAAGCUCCUGGUUCACAUUUGUCUUUGUCUGCCAGCACACACCCUGUCUGCUGUGGGUGUCUGCUGUGGGUGUGCAUAUUUAGAGGAAAUACAGGCACAUAGGAAGGCUCUGAUUGGUUGAAUCCUGACAUGGAGAGGCGAGGUUGUGAAGAUGAACAAGAACAGUCUGGGUCUUUUUCUUUCUCUGGAAUAUUCAGAAUAAAAUUCACGUUUAGAAAAAAAAACUGUCCAUCCAUCCAAGUCACAAAAUCUACCUACAUACCCAUCAACAUCUGUCAUAUUUUUUCAUCCACCUACUCAUCCAUCAGGCCCAUCAAUUUACUUACUCAUCCAUCCAUCAACCCUUCCUUUUUCAUCCAUUCAUUCAUCUAACUUUCUUUUGUUAUUAAUCUAACCACAAUCCAUCUUUUUAUCCAUCCAUCUAUCCAUCCAUCCAUCCAUCCAUUCAUUAAUCCUUCCUUUUUCACCCAUCCAUACAUUCAUUUAACUUUCUUUUGUCAUUAAUACAUCCACCCAUUCAUCUUUUUGUUUUAUCCAUCCAUCCUUCCACCCAUUCUUUUUCCUCCAUCCAUCCUUCCAUCCAUCCAUCUCUCCUUCUACCAUCCAUCCAUCAUCCAUCCAUCCAUCCAUCCAUCCAUCCAUCCAUCCACCCAUCCAUCCAUCAUUUAUCCUUUUUCAUCCAUCCACCCCUCUUUUUUAAUCCUUCCUUUUCAAUCCAUCCAUCCAUCCAUCACUUCUUUUUUAUUCUUCCUUUUUUAUUCACCCAUCUGCCUAUCCAUCCAUCCAUCCAUCCAUCCAUCCACCCAUCCAUCCAUCAUUUAUCCUUUUUCAUCCAUCCACCCCUCUUUUUUAAUCCUUCCUUUUCAAUCCAUCCAUCCAUCCAUCACUUCUUUUUUAUUCUUCCUUUUUUAUUCACCCAUCUGCCUAUCCAUCCUUCCUUAUUUUUCCAUCCAUCCAUCCAUCUAUGAAUCCUCCCUUCUUCAUUCAUUCUUCCAUCUUUCAGUCAGUCUACUUCUGUAUCACACGUUUGUUUUCACUCGUUCGUGCAUUUGUUCAGUUCUUCCUUCAUCUUCAUCUUCGUCUUUUUGACCAUCUAUAACCUGAUCAUUUACAGUCUUGUAUCAGCGCCUUUAUUUCUAGUUAUCCAUUAACUAAACUGCUGUAUCAUCUACAUCUUCAGGAUCUUUAUUUCCAUUUUCAUCGAUGCAGUUUUCUGUCUCUUCACUUAUCCAUGACUCCGUUUAUCCGUCCAUACGGCCUUUUGAAAAUCCAUCCUGUCACGUCAAUCCAUCUGUUCUCUUACUUUUUCAAUCAGCCUAUCCGUUCCCGUACCCCUUGAUCCAUACGAUUUGUUAUCUGCUUUUCCAUCUCUGUAUCAUUUUGUCACUUAAUCUCCAUCUCAGUUAAUUCAUUAAUUCAAACACCCGACCUUUUAGCCUUUCCUUUCCUAAAAUUCAUCCUUUUGUUAAUCCUUCUGUCGAUCCAUUUUUAAUCCAUCAAUUGUUCAUCAAUCAACAUUUGUAUCCGCCUUACCAUAUUUCUGCUGGAAACUACCACCAUCAUUUUCAGGCAUUUUUUACGUCUUUUUAUUCCGUCUUUUUCUACACAAUAGAGUAUUUUUGCGUCUUCUCCUUUGACAUUAUGAUACGGUGAACUGCUGCCCAGCAUCCUCUUUCUAUCUCUUCAUCAUCCUUCUGAUUAUGUCCACGUUUAUCCAGCUGAACCCUCUCGUGUAAUCAAACAGCAUCACUGUGGUUUGAAGCCAUUUUGGUUGAAGGGUGCAAGGGCCCUGCAAUUAUGGUGGCGCAUGGGGGGUGGGGAGAGAGGAGUGGGUGCUGGAGGCAGUUGGCUGGGAGCCGGCUGGUACUGCUUUGUAGUCUGCUUCCAACCGGCCGCUCAGUACUCCAAAGACAGCAGAAAAUAUACUCUGUAAACUGAACCUGUUUUCUCGGUGGGUCUUAAAAAUGUGCAUUUAUACAGUAUUGUCUACAGUUUCUCUCAUAGGUAAGAAACUCUUGGGUUUACAGCUAUAACGUCUGCAUUUAUGAAUAUAUUAGAUUUAUAGUCUGGUGGUAGUAAAUCAAACUGCAGUUUAAAAACCUUCCUGCCAAAUGUUUAGUACUCUGCACAGACGACUAAAUAAAAUCACACAUGGCAGCAGGAAUAAAGACACACUGGAUAUGUCAUUACCAGAGAAAGGCCUGCUGCUGAUGUUAUUUGAAGUGCCUUGAAGCAUGCACUUGCAGCACGGCUCUUUAUCUUGCCGGAGAUUUUCGGCUGGUUCCCUCACAAAAGGAUCUCUUACUUUAAGACGCUUAACUGAGAGUGUGUCCUGAUCAAACAGAUCAAAGUUUUCUCUCUACCUGCAAAGAGGCGGCUGAAAGCUUCCCCGAGUCUUCCUCCUGGUUUUGAUAAAAAAGUUAAAAAGAAGAGUUCAAUGAUAUUUGGGUUUAAAUUUGAGCAUUUAGGGAUGGAGAGAGGACGGAGGGAUGAUUGGACUUCUGUUUCAUGGUAUUACUUUUCCAAACCGCUCAAAAGAAUCAGAGAAAGUGAGUCAGAGAAACCUUGAUUGUUCAGAAGUAAGUUUUGGACAGUGAUUGGUCUUGACCAGCAGGGAUUAGUGGAACAAGCUGGGACGAAUGUAUUAAGUUGCCUCCUCCACAUCGUCAGCAGGGAGGGAGCAACUUAACUCAUGCAGCGCCACUGACGGAUUUGGACGGAUUUUUCGGUUGUUCUUGUCUUCCGCCAGGGGGCGCUCCUCCCCAACAUGCGACUAAGUUUGGGGCCAUUCUGAACGCAGAAAAGCCGACAAAUAAGACAUGACCAUGUUACAAAAACAAGUACUCGCCAGUGGAGUGUUUUUUCUCUGUGAGGAGAGUAGGAAAAGGCCGAAGUCAUUAGCCAAGAGCAAACGGUCUCGGCGCACUGGCUCCCAUAGGCGCGGUGCUACCGUCUCUGGGUCCAGUGGCGAUCCCUGUACCAGACUUUCGUCAUCGCCAGCAGACAAUCAAAGAAACAUAUUUUUGGUGUGUCGUGCCGCCGAUGCUGGUACUGGUGAGCGAGACUAAGCCAGAAUUCAGCGAGGAGGACGCAAGCAGUCCGUGUGGUUUACGUCGUGUGUCAGGUUCCCAAGAGCCAAUACCACUCCCAGCCGUCAAAAAGUGACCUAUCACAACCGGAUCUCGAGAGUGAUGAGGAGUGGUGUCUGAGGAGGGAGGACCUUAAUGCCACCGGUAAAUUAGUUUGAAGUGAAAUGAAAUAAAUGAUCAGAGUUUUUUAAAAACACAUUUUGAACUUGAAAAUUGAACGUGUAUGUUGCUGCUGUGUUUUAUUACUUUUAAACAAACUAAUAUCAAUAGAAAAUAUUGUUUAAUUUAAACUUACUUAAUACUAAUGUAUAUCAUAUUGUUCAAUAAAGAUUUUUCAAUUGAUUCAGCCGCCAAUUUUAUGACUGUAGAAUUUUUAAUUUGCUGUUGUUGACUCACCUGGAACUUGUGAAAACUGGUUUGUGCCCAUCCCUGCAAGAACCUUCAUCAUCUAGAAACCUGUCCCUUUAAGACUUUAAGCUUUAUAAAUGGCUGCUAAAUAUUGUCUACAUGAAACAGUUUGUGAGAAUGAGAGAGUCAUUACAGUCGUACCAUCAGCCGUGAAACUGAAACACUGAGUUGAGAAGUCAGAAAAACGCUGAAUAGAGCAGGAGAGGGUCGAUUGAGUCAUUUCCUCCAUUUUUAUUCUAAAAAUAUCGCUGAGUGUAGCUUUAACUGCUCUCAUACAGUGAAAAAAAAAACACCCUCGGAGAGAUUUUCAGUUUUGCCUGUUAGGUCUGAGGUUAUUUUUUGGCAGCUGAUCAAGAGUUAAUCAGCAUUAUAGUGUUGAAUAAUAGAUAGGUGUUAAUGUCCUUUCCCAUGAUGCAGUUAUGAGAGUGAAUACAGCGAGCCUCUUUGUUUUCACAGCUGGAGCUCUUAUGGUGUGUUUACAGGGUGUUAACUGGUGGUUACAAAGCGAAUGCCAUCAUGUUGGAGGAAGGAUAAUGGAGAAUAAAACAUUAUCAGCUCCUCCCUGAAGCUCUCUUUUGUUUUGAGACUCCUGCAUCCUGGUGUUAUGUCCCCCGAUAAACCUUGAUACUCUCUAAAGUGAGUGCAUAUUGCUCAGGGAUUGACUCACCCCCCUGUUACAAAGUCUGAGACUUUGGUGCCAAUAUUUCGCUUCAAAACAAGCGAUCGCUGCGGCAUUAGUCACUAAAAACACAGACCACAACAUUCCGCUCUGGAAAUGUCAAAGAUUCUUCUCCACCGAGUCGUUCAUAUGAAAUUGAACAGCAGCCUGUAUUACACAAUACUCCAUUCACUGUCUGCACCAAGGCUAAUAAAUGAUCAGUGUGUGGAGACAUGUCGCUACAUAACUCACUAGCAACAAACACAAAGAGAAGGAAUGCUAAUCCUGAAUUUGCUGACAGGAACACUUCAGAUUUUGAUCAGCGGAGGAUUUACAGGAUGAAUCAUAAUUUUAAUAACAGGGUCUUUUAUUCUAUUAGUAACAACUGGUGCUAUUGAGAUUCCUUCCACAACUCAUGGCUCAUACUCAGCAGUGUCAGCUAUCAGUCAAAACUACCUCCUCCUGCUAGGAACCGAUCACUGGCUCGGUAUAUUCUUUUAAGGGGCGGUUAUCAAAAGUGUAAAUACAGCAAAUAUGUAGAUGAUACGCGAUCAAAGGGUACAAAAGCGGAUGUGUUAUAUGUGAACUGCAUCUGCUCAACAUACAUAUAUAUAUAUCUACAUAUGUAUGUCCGUAGGAACCUGUGCCAAAACUUUGAUCUGAACACCUUAUAAAAAUGCAGGACAGCUGCAGAGACUGAGCGCCGAGCUUUUCCUCCACACUCCCUACUGUGAUGUUUCUGUAAAACAUGCAAGGAUCAGCGGCGGAUUGAAACAGCUGUUAUCUCGUGUUUUCUCACCUUUUACCUUCGAGUUUACGGGCCUGUUGCUCGCUUUCGCCUCUCCUUUGAGUGUAUUUAUCCAAAACAUUUCAAAAGUGAGUUUCAAGAAAGAGUUUUAACAAUAAAACAGUUGAUGAAUUUGAAGUUUAAGUGGAUUAAAGAUAGGGUAGGCAGGAAUCCGUUAAAGAAGCAUCUUUUUUUGUGGUGUAUAUACAAAAAAGCUUUUAAUAUCAGUAAAUAGCUAUAAGUCAUUAAUGACAUUUGGAAAUAUAAUGAUAUCGCUGUGUUUUGUUAUGUCUGUGUAGUCAACAUCUUAAAUUUUUCGCGCACUUCGCUCUUUCUGACUGUAAACAAAGCCGUUCUCCGCCUCCUCCAUCCUGAUUGGUUGUAAGGCAAACGCUGUUCCUUAGUGCUGAUUGGUUGUAAGGCAGACGCUGCUCCCCUGUGUCGUUUAUGAGCCCAAACAGAGUUAGCGUGCUACAAUAUCAGACAGUAGAAACCAACCAGAAAGUACAGAAAAUUGUAUGAAUCCUCCUUUAGCCACGACUGCCGACACAAGCAAGAAAACAAAGUAAAUACCGGAGACUCUGGAGGAAUAACAAGCGCUUAAAAAGGAGGUAGACCGGACAAGAACUAAAAAGUAUUUAUCUGCAUUAUAUCUGAAUUUAAUUGAAAUGAUACAAGCGAGUGGAAGCGUCUGUUUGUGGGCGGGGCUUGCUGGAGUAGAGAGGGAGAGGAGGAGCUGAGGGGAAAGCUGGUUGGGAGGGGUAGAGUUUACAUUCAAGACUUCUCCCCAAAAACUUGCACUUCCUCAGAUCCUGCCGACUCCACCUUUUAGUUCAUUUAGCCAGAGGGUGUACAUUUGGAGCUUUUGCAAUGCGAUUAAAUCAUGAGGUUUUCUUUUUGCCUUUUUACAAACUGGACGCCCAUCCACACCCCACAGUCAGGGAAUCAUUCGAUAGCUCAGUGCAGAUUCCACACCCACCUGUCAGAUGUUGCGCCUGCGUCAUAUUUUGCAUGGUGGGACUAACAAAGUGCAGUACUUUAACCGGGACAGGGUCUGUGAAGUUUGGAUCUGAUGUGCAGCUCUUGGCUCACCGAGGUCAGAAGUUCAUCCAUCAGUAAUAAAGAGUUUCUACGGAGACAAUUGAGUCUCUUCUCGUUUGAUCUGCGGCUUUGUUUACGCCACCAGAGGAAGGCUUAAUGCAGAGAUUUUUCUCCCAUUGAGGUUGAGGAUUGUUGUUUCUUAUCUGGCAUCACAGAGUUAGAUGGAGAUAAACUAAAAAGGAACCUUGAAGUUAAGGGUUCAAAUCAAUUCCUUUGUUUAUUGUGUCUUGCUUAAUAAGUGUUUUUUCCUUUUUAUACGGGUGAGACUGACGGAUAUGAUUUCUUUGAAGAAGGAGAAACAGUGUGAAUAGGUUAAACAAAUCAAAACAACAGUCUAAUUUGGUACAGUAGUCAGAUGAAAGGCGACACAGUGUGGCAUGUGAUGUCAAAUACUCAAACCUCUUUAGCGUCACACGCUCUGCUCGCCUCAUGGCAUUUCUUUCCACCGGGGAAUUUAAUCCAACGACAUAUGCAAUGUAAAGAUAACUGCAAAGCGAGAACGCAUGUGGACACAUGUACAGCUGCUCACAUUCCAUUUCGCACAUGUGUGUGUUUGGGUGUGUGUGCGAGCUGGGGUUAUUUGUUUGUUGGCAAGGAUUCGAAAGUGUUUCAUGGGAAAAGAUCCUGAUUCAGACGAAAAAUAAACGUGCCAGCAGCUGUCGCGCAUUUGGCGUUCUCCACGGACCAGCCGGCGCAGAUGUAGAGUACACACUGUACAGCAGUUUGUGUGCGUCUUUGUGUGUUUUUCAUCAUUGUCAGUCGAGUAGAGAGCUGAAUAGAAGUUUCAUGUCCGUGUGGGGCAAUUUGCUUUGUCGACAGUGGCCUCCGCAGAGAGAAACAAGAUUCAUACAGUGUUACUCUUAAAGUCCCAGAUCACAGUGGUUGGUUUUUCUUUAAAAGGCCGUCAGCUUACAGAGUAAAAACACUUAGAUCCUGUUUUUACAAUCAUCUAUCUGACAGAAUCCAAAGUGUUCAGAUGGCUGGAUCCACCCCCUCUUUUCUGAAGGGUCUCUAAGGGUGUACCCCAAGGUUCGGUACUGGGACCUUUUAGUUUUUCAUUAACAUCAGUAACCUGUGUUAUAAUUCGUCAAAUGCUUUGUAUAAUUUUGAUGCUGAUGACACAUUAUUGAUUUUUCACAGUCGGCUGUUAAUGUUGUUCACUGUCGUCUGCAGAAACUAAAACAGGUUAAAAUGCAGAAAAAGCAAAGAUCAUGAUGAAGGACUGAAAGAUUCAACAGAUCUUCUGUAUGUGCAGCGAUCUGACUGAACGACUUCACUGUGAAUAAUAGAUGGAAUAAAACUGGAGACAUGAGAAUCAUACUGCCCCUCAGGGAUAACUCUUCUUCUUCUUCUUCUCCUUCUCCUCCUUCUCCUCCUUCCUCCUCUUCUUUUUCUUCUUCCUCUUCUUCUACUAUGGUUCCAGUUCUUCUCCUUCUUCUUAAUUCUUUUUUUUUCUUUUUCUCCUUUUCUUCUUCUUCUUCUUCUUCUUCUUCUUCUUCUUCUUCAGUUUCAGUGAGUUACCAGUUAAUCUUGUGAACUUUAUACAAACUUAAUUACCUUUCCGUGUUGAUCCACAGCUAAUGUGGCUUUCAUUCGACAUAGACAUCCUUCUUCUCCCUCUGACUGAGGAAACUUGAUGACCUGGAUGAUGCUGAAGUGCUGUACACGGGGGCUUCACUUUAAUGUCUCUGAAUACUGUUUGUUACUGGGCCUUGAGGUUUGGUUAUCACUCACUCAUCACUCUGACCUCUAUGUUAAGUCUUUCUGGCCAUUCCUCCACUGUGAAAAUCAUCGACAUUGAAGCUGUUGGCCUCGUUUGCUUUUGGAUAUCAUGAAAAAAGGAUUCAAUAUUGAUUUUUGUCUAUUUCAUAAAUGUCAAAAAUUCUCUUUUCUUUAUUCCUGACUGUAUUAUUUCUUCAUAAAGACGUGAAAAAUCCUCAAAGUUAUAAGUAAAACAAAGGAUUUCUCACAGAGACAGUUAAUAAUCAGAGAAAAAGUCUGUGAGACUAAAAUUACCAUGUAUUGUUUAUUUAUAAUCCAUUAAAAAAUGAACCUCUGUGGCCUCUGCCAUUUUUCUAAAUGUCAUUCAAGAGGUCACGAUUUUUAAACUCUGAGCUUUCAUGAAAAUCUCACUUUUAAAGUCAUGAAUACCCUGAAAGGAAGAAAAAAAAAAGCUGUGGACACUCUCAUGAAUACGAUAAGCACGACCCCAUUUAAAGGCACUGUGUGUUCUGGGCACACUCCUCGGAGAGCUCGGAGGACUCAAUAAAAGCUAAAUAAUCUACAAUUAAACAGAAGUACAGAGUCAAGUUUUCCACAGUAAGUCUCAAUAAUUACAUUCGCUUAAUCUAAUCUGUGUGGGCCACAGCAGUCAGUAAACCCAGAAACCCCAUUUAGCCUCAGCAACAUGCAGUGGAACGAGGCGACCGGAGCUUCUUUCUGUAAAUGUUCGAAGAAUCGACGGUUUAAGCGGCAGAUGGUGGACCGGGAUUUUAUCCUAAAUUUACAAACACUUGAAACAAUCAGGCUACAUCUGAGAAGGAGAAUAAUCCCCAAUUUAUUCAGUGAAAGAAAUUCUUCUUUGUAGGAGAUGUCGUCUGAUAAUUAAACCCCUCUAUUUUAUGGCUAAUGAGUUCGCAGUGGUGCUCUUUUUUCUGGGAGGUUAGGUGGUCUCCUGGGUGGCAGAUUAUAGUGUUUCCAUUAAGCCUGCUCUCUUGGCCUCUCCUCUUUGUCUCCUCACCCUCGGACUCUCCAGGGAAGCACUCCCGAAGUUCCCGAGUGGCCUAUUUGCUUGUGAGGCAGUGCGGUGUCCCCUCAGCGGCCCUUCAGCCGAAACCUGACAGCCGAUUGGCUCGUGGCGUUGCAUUCGAGUCCUCUUAACGUGCUUAAGUGGAGCAGCUCGGUAAAACCUCAGAUACACUCCGCCUGAGCUGGAGAAGUAGACGGGGGGUGAGAGGAGGGGCGAAAUGGAGAAAUUAAAUUCUUUGAAGUGAGAUGAAGACAGAUGGGGAUAAAAUCGAAGAGGGAAAAACAAGGAAACGGAUGGAGGGAGACAAAAGAGAAGAGACACCUUUGUAAUGGAGGUGCAAGCUGUGUGUUUGUGCAUGCGGUGAUGGAUUAGAGAAAAGGGGACCUGUGCUUUUUACAGACUCCUUUUACAGACUGAGCUAAGUAGUUCAGUCAUUUUAUAACUCUUUUAGUAUCUGAGCGAAAAAUCUGAUAAAGAGUCUGUGCUGAUCAAGAGGGAGAUCCAAAAGAGACUCAGAUAUUCAGAUCCUAAUGUUUAAAAUCCUUGUGGCUUUGAUUUGCUAAAUUUAUAUCCAUUUGUACUUUAAGCUCAUUAACUUUUUUGUCCUUUCAGCACACUGUAGUAAAGCUCUUCCUGCCAGGGUGUUCUUUGGGUCAAAUGUACUAAGAAUAUCAGUGAAGUAUUUGACGUUUCAAGUCUACAUGUGUAGUUAGUAACACAGAAAACUGCAGAUCUUGGAUUGUGUGCAAACAGCCGCAGACCUGUGGCUCAGAGCUAAAGGACUUCCUCAGGUUAGCGGGCUAUAACUUAAGGAUUUGCCGUACUGCUGCAGACUACAAUAGUGUGAGGCAUACAGGAUGAGUGUGAAACAGAGAAGUCCUGAAGAAUGCAGUUGCUGGUUCAUUACCAAGGAUCACUGGACCUUGUCUGUGAAUAAAUGUGCACCAUAUUUACUCUGUUUAGAUAUUCUGUACGUGCACUCCUGCAUAUAUCCUAUCAGUGCAAUAUUUUUAUCCUUCAAACAAUAUAAACAAAACAAAAAAAUUAACUUUAUUUCUGAGUGAGCAAGCCGUCCCUUACCUUUAAGUCAGAGUUUCAGACCACACGAUGGUAUAAAAGUGUCUACCGGUAAAAAUUUUACUAUACCGUUUAUAUCCGAGAUAGAAAAAGAGAGCAGGUGUCUGCUGCGUCUCUCUCAGUCAGUGUGUAGUCGUCUGCGCUCGCUAACAGGAAAGCCAGAGCGCAUCCAUUUGGGUGCAUUUCCGUUUAUUCACCAGCGUGUCAUGCGGAGUUUGUUCACUCCGUUUAAUUGGUCAGGUUUGGGUGCGCUCCCUAUAACCACCAGUGUGUCCAGCAGACUGCUUAGCAUAGUUUCGACGAAGAAGAAACAGCUUCACUGGUGGUGUGGUGGCCAUGGCAGAUGUGGAGAUGCUUCCCUCACUCGUGAACAAGACCCUGAGAUACUUGACCUCUUCCACUUGGGGCAGGAUCUCAUCUCCCACCAGGAGAGGGCACUCCACCUUUUCUGGCUGAGAUCCAUGGACUCAGAUUUGGAGGUGCUGAUUCUCAUCCCAGCCGCUUCACACUCGGUUGCGAACCGAUCCAAUGAGAGCUGAAGUUCACAGCCCGAUGACGCCAACAGGACCACAUCAUGUGCAAAAUGCAGUGAGCCAAUCCUGAGGUCAACGAACCCGACCUUCUCAACGACCUGGCUGCGCCUAGAAAUUCUGUCCAUAAAAGUUAUGAACAGAAUCGGUGACAAAGGGCAGCCCUGGCGGAGUCCAACCCUCACUGGAAAGUAAUCCGACUUAGUACCGGCAAUGCGGACCAAGCAUCUUUUUUAUAAAUAUAAAAAAAACUACUUACAGGAGCUUUAAAUAUCAUGAUUAAAUUCUGAAACUCUUUGAUUGAUUAAGAUUUGAUAGCUCUGGUCAAAACUGAAAACAGUGGCUCAUAUGAAUAUGUAUUGUGUAUCUGUGUGAGCACACGCUUUAUAAAUGUGGCCACACUGUGAAAUCAGCAGCCUCCCCACAGACGAUGAUUUAUAUGCUGCCAUCUCAGGCAUGUCAUAGAGGGAGAUUAGAGUCCUCCCAGGUCCGGCCAUCAAUACUGUGAAUGGAGACUGGAGUGCCCUGCCUCCAGAUAAACAGGAGGACGCCAGCCUGGAAUUGAUUGCCUGAGUGCCACAUCUGUCAUAAAGCUAACCAGAAGGUGAUCGUGCAGGACAACAGGAGGGAGAGAAUGAGAUUUUGUUUUGCUUUGGCUUUGAGUGAAAAGAUCCAUACAGAUCCGUAUCCAUCAGUCUAUUCAUGCAUCUUCUCGGUUAUUCUUCUAGUAAAGUUUCUGCCUCACCCACAUGCUGCUCUAAUCAGCUCCCUGCUUUUCAUUCAGUGAGUUGCAUAUAUUCACACCCAGGAGCUUUGCAGUACAAUUAGUUUGUGUUCUAUUGGCGAGUGAGCAGCUGCACUCGAGCAGGUGGUGGGUAAGUGCUUUUCCUCCGCGCACUCCAAGAGUGUUUUUUUUUUUUUUUUUUUUCCUCAGGACAGGAAUAAAUAUUGACUCUCUCCAUCAAGAUUAUUCAACUGAUUCGUAGAUUGAAAAACUUCAACUUCAUUUAACAACAAAUUUAACACAUUUAUAAGUAGAAAUGAACUGAAAAUGUGAAAACGUGUCGAUCCAUGUUGAUGAGACAUCUGCAGUAAGAUUAUAAAAAGGCACAACGAGUUUAAAAGUUGUUGUUUGUUUGUCAUGAGAGCAUUAUAAAUUCAUUUUAAACCGUGACUUGGAACAAUGGGUCGGUUGCUAGGCUGUGGACAAUAUUUGGCUGUUGUUUAUCCGCCUCCAGCAUCACACUCCUUUUGUUGUUUGAGCUCUUCAAAGACACCCGUUUUGCUCAUGUCAAGACUCCACAUGAGCAGCUUGAAUGGUAACCAGCUCAAAAAAAACCCAUCAAUUCAUCUUUGAUUUGUCUUUUAUGCAGCUCCUCAUUUCGACUUCUGUGUGAAACAGGCCAUUUGAGCUCUCGUCUCUCUCAGUCCGCUCUGCCAACGGUCCACUUUCCUCUGAUUUGUCUGCUUUCCAAAAAGCUCAGCAAGGGGCGAAAGACAGCUGUGUUUGCAACCUCCCUGAACAUCCCUCGGAGCUUGAGGGGUAGACCUCUGCAGAUGGGUCACGAAAUUUUCUUUCCAGACCGAGCGGGCGGUUGUACAAUCUGUGUUUGCUCUUCAUAAACAGCAGUGGCUGGAGAAAUGUCCGACACCCUCUCACAUCUUAGGACAAAGUGUCAGCAAGUCACAGAGCGCUAUCAAACACCUGGCACAAGGAGUUUUAGCCUGCGGCGCAAAUAUCAUUAUUUACCGCCUGACACAGUCGUGGGUUUGAAGUGGAGCCCCCACAUUGUGUAAACAACAAGAGAAAUGGCACCAACCUUUGUGCCCAUGAGUGUGUUUGACUUAAAAUAAGGUGUGUUACUAUCUACAAGAAGCAGAGAGCACCUUUAACCAACAUAAUAAUGGUCUAACAUCUUAAAUCAGUGGUGCAGUACUUUGCUGAUAUUUACAGGGGGCAGUAGUGAGGAAAUAAGAACAGGCCAAAGAGUGCAGAUGCAGGUCAAUCCUCCUACUCAUAAAAUAUCUGUGUUUUUGCAGAUAGAGUGAGAUUCAUGUUUUUAAUGUGACAGAGCCUGGAGAGAGACGUCUUCUUCUUAUGCAUGCAUACAUAUUAAAACUGCCAUAGGUACAGGGCUUAACAAGGGAUACCAGAAGAUGAGGACACCAUCCUCACAGUUUUCCUGUUUCUCCUCAGUCAUGCUUGGGCGUGUGUUGCCUUAUUGCACGCUGGGACAGACAUAAAGUCAUGCUCAGUGCCACUAACCAUGUUGAUCAAGACUCAACUAUCCGUUAUGCAUGAAGUAAAAAAUACAAUCCAUGCAAUCCAGCAGUAAAAUUAAGCGAUUAAAGAUGAACAGCCUGCCUGCCUGUGAUGAAAAGUGCAGAGGAGGUUCAUCAUCAUUAGAUCCUGUCUGAAAGUGAUGGCAGAUCCUGAGUUUUAAACUGUUAAUGCAGUUACGAUGCUGCUGUGCCUUGCAUAACAUGUCUGCUAAUUGUGACGUUAACAUCAAUCCAUGUGUCGAUAUGAAAACACACUGAUGUUGUGCCAAAACACGCCGUAUACCACCCUCUUUGCAGCCUGUUUAUCACCUCGUGCCUGAACUGUGCGCCUCUGAACUAGCAAAACACAGUCAGAUAUGAGCCAAUUUACUCUGUCCGUACGUUUUAUACAGGUUCCAAAGAGGUUUUGACUAACAGGUAGAUGUUUGGUCAUUAUCUUAUUUUGUCUUAUUAUUUAAGACCCAGUUCAGCACAGUGAUAAACAAGUUAGCUUGAAGCAUCAGGGAUUUUAAGAGUGAGAAGAUUGUCUUUUUAAAGGAAUAAAAUGUUGAUUUCAUACUUAAAAUAAACAUAAUGUGGCUUCAUAGUGGCAAGCAAGCUAGCUGAUUCACAUCUUGACGGACAAGGAAAGGCGUCCUUGAAAUAGUUCAGAUCGAGUUUUAUGACCACUUGACACCAAACCACAGGGAACAUGGGAGCGCUCCUCAACUUCAGCAGAACUUUUAUGAUUUUAUUCAGACUUCAGAGAUCGUCUUUGACAUUUUGGAAAAGGUCUAAAAUGUUGUUUAGUGCGAGCCCAGCAGGAGAUUCAUCUACAGUCUGAGCUUUUGACUCACCUCCACAUGAGUCUAAAACUUUGGCGGCAUUAACUGCGAAUAUCUGACAGUGUUACAUUAGAUGUGACAGAAAAUGAGAAAAAACAUGACCACCUCCAUUCAUCAUGGAGACACGUCUGUUGCACAGUUUGACAUUUUCUGGGAGAAGAUUGCAGAAAAUCUUGACCACAAGUAUUUCGGGGAGUUUAUUUGAGUCUGUGCUGUGAUUUUUUUCACUCUGAUCAUCAUUAAUGAUAAGUUUGUUUAAAAAACAAGCCAAUGAACCCUUUUCUGAUUUAUAAAAAGUAGUCUUCUCUAUGCUAAUAGAUUAAAAAAAUUAAAAUACAACACCUGUUUUUUUACUCUGUUUGGUCUCAAAAAUCCUGGAGGGAGUAUCGACCAGAUAAAAAGCAGGACAGCAGGACAGGUGAUUAGAUUUCUGCAACAUGUAACGCUAAAAAACACCAAUACAGCUGAUGAACUGUUAUCUGUGCUGCUGUCCCCGGGCUUCACAGCAGCACUCUGUUGAAAACAUCUUUAAAAAGUUGAAGCACAGGCAGAAGAAGAGCGGGCGUCAAUAAAACCAAAGUCAAAGUAAACACGAGAAAAGAAAGAGACGAAGAUGGGCUGAACGGUUAUUUAGAGGAGUUUACAAUAACAGAGAAGGUGAAUGUUUGAUAUGUUGCUCCAGGACUAUAUUCAAAGACCAUUAAACCACAUUUUGUCCAUGUUCUGAAGCACUACUUUGGAUUUAUUACCCAUGAGUCAUUGCAUUGACUUUCACAAGCGACCUCCAUCAGAGAGAGUCGUCAAUGCUGUCAACGCCUCUGAAAUGACAGACCAAUAGCAAGUUGUAAAACUGCAAAUGCACCGACUGUUUAAACAUACUUUCAUUCAAUGUUGAUCUUUUAUGAUACAGCUGCGUUUAGGACGGCUGAUAACAUAAAAACACUUUUUACAAACCUGUUCAGAAGCUCGCAUUAAUCACCUGGUGCUUCCCUGAUUGACUUGUGCCGUCAGCGUCUUCCCAGAGAAAAGGUUCCCAGCAUUCGUCUCUUUCCUGCUGAGCUGUUCUGCCAUUGUUGACGGAUAAUUAAGAACGCUCGGCUCUUUUAUUUUUUCCUGUUUGUAAUUGCUGCGCCACAAGCAAGAUGUGACAAAUUAUAAAGGGCGGACAUAAAUGGGCUGUGCAGGUGAAUUCAGGUGAAAGCGGAUUAUUGAUUUUGCGGAACAAAUAAAGCUGCCUGAGAGAAAAGUGAGGGGACAAAUCGAGGUGUUUAAGUGCGGACAAUACAAGUUGUUCUUUAAUGACUUCGCUCAAGGUUCACAAAGAGCAUCUCCUGAUUGUUCAUUUUAACUUUAGGGAUUUGCUGUGUAUUCUUCUUGCAGACACAGAAACUAUUUUAACUCUACAUCUCUGCUCUCUGCAAUCCCAGUAGCGUAGUUCUCUUUCUCCCCAUUUCGGGGAACAUUGUGACUCCAACCGGCUCUCUUACACUGAGAUCAGGCGCUCUAUUGACCCAGACAUUGACUAUCUUAACUCUGGAUUUUCUGUCCUCUGGGGUGAGUCUGUGUGCUCAGUAUUUCUAACUUCAAGACAGCAUUUAAAGUCAGAAACACAACACAAAGUAAUUUCUGCUACAAAUGCAUUGAAGGUGAUCCUGCUGGGGAUAAAUCUGAGUAAAUUUGGUCCCCUGGAGAAUUCUCCAUUUCUGUAAUUAAGAAAGAAGGGUUGAUGAUCUUUAUUCUUUCUCAUUUCCUGCAUCUUGUUUCAACUUUUUGACUAAAACAUCACUCAUUUGUGUGUUUACCCCUGCAGGAGUCAAUGUCCUGGUUGCGCCAACCCGGUCAAAAAGUCUGGAUACGUCCCUGGAUGGAGCCAAGUCAUUUCACCGUCAUGCCAGCAUCAAGGGUAGGACCAGAAAAAUUGCAAAAGCGAGACAAGAGCCGGCCAAGCCGGUAGGGUGAAUUCACACUCUGGGACACCAACGAGCUGUUGCAGGAUCAGUGUGAGGAUGUCAUGAUGGCAGCGGAGCUUUGUUUUGGUGCUGUUGCAUACUUAGCAUCAUUAAAGCUUUUUAUCUAUAUACACCACAAAAAAAGUUGCUCCUUUAACAGAUUGCUACUUACCGCACCUUUAAUGCACCUGUGGCGGCAACAUCACUGACCUUAACAUGGUUUAAAGUGACACAGUGAAACAUCAGCAUGUGGUAUGGAGGAGCCUCGAUUAAUCUGCAGACCCAUCUGACUCAUGACACACUGUAUUGAAAACAAGUAAACCAGACCAUUAUUAUCUGCUGAUAGUGUCAUGCAGAGCACUUCCUCGGGGGCUUCAGAUGCUGUUCCACUUAAGACUAAUGGAAGUUGAGCAUCGAAGUUUACAGCGCCUACAAGUCUCAAACUGUCUCUAAAGCUACUAAUGUCUCACUGUUCGUUGUAGGGCAGGGUGGUACGGCC